AUGGGGCGAGAGGCUGCUGCGGAGUCCAGCAUCUCCCCACCGGGGGCCCGCGAGGCAGAGGAGCCGCCGCCGCCGCUGCCGCCGCCGCUGCUGAAAAACAACGGGCGAUGGGUAAGUGGGAGAAGUCCCCCCCCCUCACUGCCCCCCCACCCGCCGUCACGCUCUCCUCUCCGGCCCUCCUUCCCCGCUGCCCCCCUUCCCACUUGCACUCCGAACCCCCCACUCCCCAUCUCGCUGCCACCCUUCCCUGCCCCAUUCCACCCAUCUUCCCUUUUGACGUGUGUUCCCAUUCCACCCCACAUCGCUCCUGACCCCAAGGGUCUCCCUUGCCACUUGUGCCUCCUCGCUUCGUCCCUCCCCCCCCACCAAAUCGUCAGAUCUUUGUGUAUGGUUAGGAAAGUGGGGGCGGGGGCUUCUUUGGAGGCACAAUUAUUUUAAGACUGUAGGGGUGCGGGAAGAGGUCACAAUCAGUCCAUUCUUUGAGUCAGGGAGCUAAUAGUGUUCUGGGGACCAGACACUCUGCACCAUCCAUCCAGGAGGAAACUCCCAAGUGUUUUUGAUCUUUCACUUGCCUUACUUCACUCUGAGCCUUAGAAAUAAUGGGGGGGGGGGUUGCAGAUUUGUGUGUGUGUGUAUGUGUUGGGAGGGUAAGGGGUAGCAGGGACCCUGCCCUCGCUCCCCCAAUCUCUGCUGCUGCUUGUGAUUGUAGUAUGGGGAAAAGAGAGAACUGGGGGGGGGGGGUUGGGUUUCCUUCUCCUCCUUAGCACUGUAGGGAAACAACCCACCUGUAUCUGCAGGGAUGGCUAAGACAUGACCAGAGAGAAGAUGCUGCCCCUUCUGAAAGACCAUAACCCCAGCAUCUCUCUCUGUCUGUCUCUAGAGAUGGGGAUCUCCUGCAUUGCAAAGCCAAGGCUAGAUUACAAGCCCACUCUGCCUUUCCCACCCUACAAAGAGAGAGAGAGAGAGAGAGAGAGAGACAGAGACACCUCAAAGCAAGGCUGGGAACCUACAAGCGCAGGCACUGCAGCAACAGCCCAUCUGCUGCCCAGCUCUCAAUGCCAGGAGGGCACUGAUGGUGUAUUUGUGCCAAGCCUGCACCGUGCUAUAGGCAGUAAAUAAGGGGGGAGAGGGGAGAGAUGAGAUAAAGAGAGGUGCGAUUUGGAACACUUAUUCUAUAGAAUAAGCACAGAGGUUUUCCUUUCCGAUCCACUCCCUCAAGCAUACUGCUCAUUGUGUUGUUGAUUUUAAAUGAUCCCUAGACAGGGUUUGAUACAGAAGCUGGGCUUCUUUCCCUUGGCUUAUAUAUAGGGCCACUGGCAAUGUCUGAAGAUGCACAGCUAGACAGACAGAGCUCUGCCUCUCUGUAUAUUGUGGUGAAGGAGGGACCAUCCGGUGCUGCUCCAUCCCAGGGAGAUGUGAUUGUCUGCAGGAGCACAACAAAGGUGUUGUGGUGGGGAGGAAAGGAGCCUGUGCUGCAGAUGUAAACCUACUUAGGCAGUAUUAUGGAAAGAAGGGGUGGGGAGAGCAAGCAGGAGGGAUGGAAGAGAAAGAAGACUUGGACCCCCACAGCUUUCCUUUCUCCAGGGAUUUGUGGGUUCUACCUGCUGGGUUCUCCUCUUGGGCCACAUUUAAGCUGUCCUCUUGGCACAUUUUAAGGACCAUUAAAUAGAUCAGGCAAGAGCAAAUAUUCCCCCAAAGUAGAAUUUUCACAGUUGGGAAAGCUGUCCCCAUCAGCAGCAAGGAUAGCAUAGCAGAGCUUUUUGCCUGUUGAAAGUUCUUCACACAAACCAUCUCAGUAAUAUUUAGAACAACCCUGUUAGGUAGGCCAGUAUUUUUAUCCCCAUAUUUGUAGGUGGAAGGCCAGUAGUGGCUUGCCAAAGACAACCUGGUGAGUUUGAGUUAGAUCUGAACCAGGGACAUACUUGGCAAUCAUUUAUAGGCUGCUUUUGCACAUAUGUACCUCACAUGAGCCAAUGCACCAUGGCUGGGAGUGGAAUAUAUGAACUUGACUACACUGAAAAAGUAUAGAUGCUGAGUUGGAGCAUUUUGUGAUAUAAAUAACCAUGUGUGGUGAUAGAUUGCAGCUGACUCUUUCACACAUGCCAGUCAUCACUUGAUGUUGCAGUCAUCAUGGGAUGAACUUGCAUGUUGAGCUAGACCUUAGGCUGAGAGUGUUACUCAGUUAACCAACAAAUUUCCUGGAGGUUCAGAUGUGUUUAUGCCCCUCCGCAGUCACUGCUGAGAGUGGAAGGGGCUGACUCAUCUGUAAAUCCCAAAAUAUACAUACAUUUCAGCAGAAACUGAAUCAUCCACAAGGCUCACUACCUUCCUAUACAUAGGAGCACAGGAAGAUGCAUCCUACCAAGUCACACUGGCAACUGACCAAAAGGUUGGUGGUUGAUGGCCACCCAGGGAUGGUGGUGGGCAGGAUUCCUGCAUUGCAGAGGUUGGACUAGAUGACCCUCAGGAUCCCUUCCAACUCUACAAUUCUCUGGUUCUGCAUGCAAUGAUCUACCAUUGACCUCUUCCCUGACCUACACCCCCUCAACUCCCUAUACAACAGAGCUCAGAUCACAAGGAAUCACAAAUAUCAAGAAAAGCAGCCCAUUCCCCCAUUCCUUGGAACUGCUGUGCUUCUCCCUCCACACCAGCAUUUUUUUUAAUGGCACAAGCUUUAAUGGACUACCACCCAUGCCAUCAGAUUCAUUAUGUGCUAGUCCCACGCACAUGCUAGAGUGGUGGGAUUGUAAGCAGAAGAAAAAGUAAAUGCAGGAAAGCAGAGAGGCAGUGAUAAUUACGUGAUGAGCAGAGUGGCCACACAUUCCCAAACAAAUCCUUGUGUCACCUGGAAAUUCUUCAUUUAAUUUUUCCUAUUGAUUGUCUCUUUUCCAUCUACGUUAUCUAAUCCACCAAACUCUAGUCACUAUAAUCUAUAGUACCUUUCCCUUCCCCCUGCACUGGAUGGCAGGGCAUGCCCUAGGGUAUGUGAUCCAUGUGUGCUGCAAAUCUGGGGUUAAAUUUGACAUCAGCUAGGAACUGGGUGACAUUUUUUCAGAAACUUGAAAAUAGUACAAUAGGGCUAUCGCCGUCUGUUGGUACGUGUGCUCUCUUUUUUUCUAUCCCAUUGGCCUUUGGUCCAGCAGAAUUUGCAUUGCUUGGAAAAUCUGCUUUGCCUAUAGUGGGAUGGAUUUUUUUUAAAAAAAUAUGCAUGUUACUGUGGUUCUUCUGUACUUCAUUCAGAUUUCUGAAAGACUGUAGUCAGUACUCAGCCUGGAUAGAAGAGGGGAACACAGGAAGCUGCCUUAUAUGAAGCCAGACCAUUGAGCCACCCAUCUCAGUGUUGUCUUCACAGACUGGCAGUGGCUCUUCAGGGUUUCAUUGCAGGAUUCUCUCCCAGCCUGACCUGGAGAUGCUGGGGAUUGAACAUGUGACCUUCUGCAUGCAAAACAGAUGCUCUACCACUGAGCUAUGGCCCCUUUCCCUGAAGCCCCACCUCCAAAGAUAAGUUCCAUUCCAAAUAGAGAAGUAAAAGUGGGGAUAAUCUGUGCAGCAUUUGGUGAGACAACAGAGACAGGGGCAUUAAAAAACAAACCAACCCUAGGUCGAGGAAGAUGGCAUUUCGUCUGUGUCUUUUGGAGGCGAAAAAUGCCCAAAUCUUCCCUUCCCUGAUGCCCUUUGAGAAUCCUUGAGUCUCUGCAGUGAAGUCUUGUUGUAAACAGUAGACUUGGACCGAAGCCUACAAUUACCACAGGCUGUGGCAAAGCUCCCAGCCUAGUAGCUGGACUGACUGACUCAAGGUAGCUUUGCAGUAGAGACAGGAAGUUUGCUGCAGGUGUGACAUCCUUUCCUGCUGGGGCGCUGUGCCAGAAAUCUAUAUCCCUUGGUUUGGAUUCUGCAAAUAUGCAGAUGACCCAAAACUGGAUGCAGAGUGCACCCAGCCAAAUGCGGAGAGGGAACCUGACCAAUUUUCCCUGCGGGUGCCAGCUCACAUUAAGAAGGCCCUUUCCCAGAUUGCUGUCCAAGCAGCUGCUUCUAAUACCAUCAUGUUUCUUUGCGUCUGUGAUGCCUGCUUGAAAUGCCACCGUAUCCCUCAAGCACUUUGAGCUGCUUCAGGGACAUGCUAUGGCCUCUUCCUUAUAGAAAAUAUCAGGCAGGCAGACAGAGAUACAGCUGAAGAAAUAGGUUUUUGUUGUAUUGCAUCCUAGGAUUUAUUUUGAUAUAAACACACACUAUACUCAUGAAAGACAACCAGGAGACUGGAAACUGAACACACCUUGUCAGAAAUCAGAGUCUCUUAGGUGUAAUCAUUUUCUAUCCAGAGUUCAUGUGCUUAUCAAAGUGCUGGUUUAUGGUUGUUUUUCCAUUUGUCCUUAUUUGCUCCUUGUGCCUGUAUUUUUGUGGGCAUGCUUGCAUAGUAAGCUGAAAGUGGUGCAUGCACAUUACUAUGGGAUGUACACAAAGCAUACAGAGUGGCCAGGGACUAGAAGACAUUUUAGGGUUGCCAACUCUUUCCUGCACGGUUUCUAUACCUAUUUCAGCUUUGGGAGAAGCAAAAUUUAGCUGGUGAACGGUUAGUGCAUCUCCAUGCUUUUCCUGCUGAAUUUCUGUUUGCUGUUAAAGGCACAGGAGCCACGACAAAAAGAAAUUUGGUAGCCAUGAGAGAAACUCAGCAACAAAUAAUUUUAAAAGCUGGUGAAAGAAAUUCUUUUUUUGGAUCUUUUAAAAGAAAGGUUGGAUAGAUAGCCAAUAUAAUCUCACUUUCUCUGUUCCUUCUGAACCAGAAGAGGCAGCUGAGGUGUUAGAAAGGUGCUUGGGGGCUGUGAUGGGCUGAAUGUGGGCCAAUAAGUUGAGGCCGAAUCCUGAAAAGGCAGAGGUGUGUUUUGUCCCAAGUUCUCACACCCAGAAGGUGGGAAGACAGUCUGUUAUGGAUGGAUUUGCAUUGCUCUGGAAGGGCUGGUCUGUUGGUUGGGGUGCUUCUGGAUUCAACACGGUCACUGGAGGCUCAGGAUACCAGUGCCUUUUUGCAGCUAUAGCCGGUUCACCAGCUAGAGCCUCUUUUGGACAACAAUGAUUUGUGCCCCAUGCUCUAGUCACUUCCAGGCUGGAUUAUUGCAGUGCACACCUAUGUGGGACUGCCAUUGAAUACAACAUGGAUUCAGCAAAUGCCAGAGACACACCUCAUUGCCCUGGACUUUGGCACCUGAGAUGUGUGUUUCCAUCUUAUUUUUGCAACUGUGAGCUGUUUUGAACUGUUCUUAACAUUGUAUGUUAAUUGUUGUAACCUGUCCCGGGACCUUAGAGAGUGAAGGGUAGGUCAUAAAUUAAAAUAAAGUAGUAAUAGUAAUAAUGAUGAUGAUGAUGAUGAUGUGUGAAUCUAUAUCCAGAAAGUUUGCAGCAUGUUCUUGUAGGUGGGGGACUUUUGUAAAAGCAGAACCUCCCUUUGUUUGAUCCUUGGUCCAUCACCUCCACUUGACUCUCCCCUAGCCCAUCAUGUAGCACGAUCUCCCUCAGUCUGGUGCUCUCCAGCUGUUUGGGACUACCACUGACUGGGAACUAAUGGGAGUAGUAUAAAACAGCUGAAGGGCACGAGGUUGUGGCAGACUGAGGAAGGCCUCUUCCUCCUUUCUUAUAUUGUACCUUCUGGGCAGCCACUGCAACCGUUCUGUGGAGGACUUACACACUACCAGGCCCUCAGAAAUGCUCCAUGCUUCUAUUCGCCCUUGACCUAAAAAUGGCUAAAUAUGCAUAUACCCAAGAUCUACAGUUUUACUUAUUUCACAGCAUCAAUACUGCUUAAUUAAAUAAUAACAAUCUCUUGAGCGGUUUACAUAAAAUAGUAGGAACGUCUGAUAUACUUGAACAGUUAAGGAGUGUGUAUAUAACCUGAUUGCAGCUUAUGCCAUCUCUCUCUCUCUCUCUCUCUCUCACACACACACACACACACACACACACACAAACAGCUGUGUGUUAAUCUUUUGGCUGGGGGAUAAAACUCUGCACGGGGACAGAGGUCUUAUCAAGCUGCCGCUGGAUUUCCUGUCACAAGCUUUCUUAAGAACAACAUCUUGAAGAUUAAAAAAAGAAAGAAAGACAGAAUGGGCAGAUUGGAUGAAGGAAUGGAGUCGGGGGGGGGCAGGAUAAGUGCCAGUGGGGACUACCCGCCCAGGAAAUUCUCCUGUAAAAGCCCCAUUGAAACAGACAGGGGCAAUGGGCAGAGCUUCCCCAGAGGGCUGUGACUAACGGUUGCCAAGGCUGGCAAGGCUCGAGGUGGGGCCGCACUCUCUGAAACGGGCUCUUUGUACAUUGUUGGAAUCUGUGACCCAGUCAGAAUGGGAUACGGUUUGAGGAGGAGGUGGCAGUGCUGAGGAAGCCUGGCACAGCCUGCAGCCAUGCCAGGGUGGGUGGCCAGCCAUUGCCUGGCAUAUCAAGCCCGGCUCAUAUCUCUGGGUCAGGUCAUGUGCACCAAGGCUUACACUCACUGCGCAUCGCCUGUGGUUGCACACUGGUGGGUGUGGGCAGUGCUUUCUCCUCUUCCACCUUGCUGGGGGUGAGCACAAAGCAGGGGGAGAAGUACUUUCCGCUCAGUGUGCCACCAGGUUGGCAGGUGUGUGCUGUGAGUAGUCAAGCCAUUCUGCUUUCCCCUUAAGGUUGUCAUGAGAAGAAUGGCUGCGGGACAUUGUGUCCCCUGUUUGUUUGCUUUUUAUUUAUGGACAUUUUCCAGCAUACAAUACAAUAAAUAACAAACUAAUCUUAAUAGAAGUUAAAAACAAAAGCAAAAAAGAGGGAGAGGGAGAGGGGAAGAAAAUAUAAAGUCCCCUAUCGGAGGUAGAUCUUAACUCUUAUCACAGAUAAAAGCUGGCAAAUGCUCCCAGCUCUCACCUGGGAGCUUCCCUUUCUUCUCCCAGCCCCCACCCUGUGAGAUCUUCCCUUCCCUGCUUCUCAAACAGGGUCUUUCCCCUUCCAUCCAUCACCUUCCUCUGCAUUCCCUCAUUAACUCAGAGCAUCAAGAAACAGAACGAAACAUAAGGAAGAAUAAAGUGGAUAGAAGAAGAAAGAAAAAGAGAAAACUCAGGAAAUUUAAACCAGGCACAGCCUAGAAGGACACAGUCCUGACCCCAGUCCAGGUAACCAUGCUGAUGCCAGCACGGUGAUCGCUUCAGUCUAAGGUCCUGAUCAAGCAGAUUAAUUGUGUAUUGGCUUGAAUCCAAGAUAAAAUUGACUAGUGGAGUUGAACUAAUGGAGACAAGCCCUCAGGUGCUCAUACGGGCCGUAGGUCAGUGGUAGAGCGUCGGCUCUGCAUGCCAAAGGUCCCAGGUUCAAUGCCCUGCAGUUCCAAGUAGGGCUGUGAAAGAGCCCAGACUGAAACCCUGGAGAGCUGCUGCCAGUCAGUGUAGGCGGACCAAUGGUCUAGCCCAAUAUAAGGCAGCUCCCUGUAUUCACCCAGGACAUAGAGCUGUAGGUUCUGAGGUGUCUCUAGACUGGCCUUUCUCAACUUUCCCAGCUAUAGUUGGACCACAUCUCCCAUCAUUCCUAGCCAGCAUGGCCAGCGCUCAGGGAUGAUGUGAGUUGUAGUUCAACAACAUCUGGUGACCCAAAGUUGAGAAAGGCUGCUCUAGACCAUUCAUUCCCAAACUGGGAGAAUUGCAGGUGUGCUGUGAAAAUUAAGGGAAUUAGGUUACAAUCCUAUGCUCACUUUCUUGGGAGUCAGACAGAGGGGCUAACUCCUGAGUAAACAUGCAGAGCCUUGUACUGUUCAGAAAAAGCUCCUGUGAGUCCGAAGUACCUAUCCAAGAAGGAGGCUACCUGUUGCCUCUCUGAUGAGUCACUGCAGAAUUACCUACUCCUUGGAGGAGAAAGCUUCUUGGGCCACGCCACCUUCCUGUCAGAAGGAACACCCAGAAUAAUGACUCACCCAGAAACACAGGGAGUGUGCGUCCUCUGUGCACAAAUAAUUCUUGCCCUAAAAGAAAACAUUUUCAGGUGUAACCUCUUAAUGUUGUAAGAGGAGUUGAUCUCUUAACUGUCAUCCAGUGUGCAUACAUGCAUGUGCUUGUGUGCCUCUGUAUAAAUUAACAGAAUUGUAGAGUCAGAAGGGACCCUGAGCAUCAUCUAAUCCCUGCAGCAGUGGAGCGUAUUUUUAUGGUGCUUGGGGCACAUGUGUGUGCCGGGGGGCAUGGCGCAGAGCACGGAGGAUGAAUGGAGCCUGCUGCACACCAGCCCUUGCCACCCACGUAGUGACACCAGCCCCAAACCACUUUGCAAGGUUGGAAUGAUGCCAGCCUCGCAAAGUGGCACAGGCCCUGCUUUGCAAGGCUAGGAUCUGGGGAGGAUGGAGUGAAAAGGAUGCCAUGCAGCCUUCCAUCCCAGUCCCUCAAAGGCAAGGCUGGGAUCAAAGGGUGCUUGGCAUUCUUCUCACGCCACCCUCCUCGAGCCACGUUGUGAUGCUGAGAUCUGAUCAGAAUCAGUGGCAUAGGGCUGACUCGGCUGGGUGGGUGGUGCAAGUUGCGCCCCCCCAAAUGUACCCAGGGCGAGCACCCUGACAGUCCCCCACCCCAUGCUACGCCCCUGCCCUGCAGUGCUGGUGUGUGUGCAUAAAUCAGCCUACUGUAGAAAGGUAUGAUAUGCAUUUGUUGCUCCACCCACUUUUGCCUGAGCCCCACCCACCACUGGCCUGUGGCCCCUGGAAGAUUGCCCGGAAUGGGAUGUGGCCCUCAGGCUGAAAGAUGUUCCUCACCCCUGAUCUACACUGACUGCCAGCUGCUCUCUAGACUUUUGGGCAGGAGUCUGUCCCAGCCCUACGUGGAGGUGCCAGGGAUUUACCCUGGGACUUUCUGCAAGCAAGACAAGUGCUUUAACCUCUGAGCAUCAGCCCUUCCCCAAUGUGCCACCUUCGUUCUCCACAUCUACGGAAGUAUUGUUUCUGGUAUAUACUCUGUUCCUCAUGUCCAAAGAAACACUUCCCAGUGUGUGAAACGUACAGCCUCCAUAAGCAGCUUCAUUUGCCAGCUUAAUAUUAUCUGCUGCAGCAAUGCUGAUUGUUGUUCUAAGGACAACAUGUGUAUAGUUCAUUUUAGAGUAUUUCUCUAGGAAAGUGCAUCAGAAUAAGCAACCCCGUUAAUUAAUGUGAAAUAGCUAAGGCGGCUAACAAAAUCAAAAGAGCAUUUAAAAAGGAAGUCAUCAGUUUAAAAUGGCAUUUAAAGCAUAACAUAAACCUCCUAGACCUGACUUCUGCUGCAUACAAACUUUACCUUUAAAGCACAUCCCCGGCCCAACCAAAGUAUCCUGGAAACUGUAGUUUGCUAAGGGUGCUGGGAAUUGUAGCUCUGUGAGGGGUAACUCACCAUUCCCAGAAUUCAUUGGGGGGUUCUUUAAACGUAUGGUGUGGGCAGUCUCCAUCUCCUAAGCAGCAGAUGAGAUGUCAUGCCUGGAUUAUCUCAUGUCUACUUGAGACUGCAGGUCGGAGCUCACACGAUUGAAUGGUUCUCCAUCCAAAGAAGUCCUAAAACUAAAUGUCUGAUAGAAGGAUGCUAGCCUAAGCCUUCUUCCAGCAAUAUUCUUUUUCUGUAAGCACAAAAUCCUUUUUCUUCAUCAUGUCAUCAGCACCCUAUCAUGUGAACUCCCACUUGUAUGCCAAAGUCAUAAACAGGUUUAUGAAAAGUAAAUAGCCCUUCUAAUGAUGCCUCUCCCUGGCUGUUGUGGCCUUUCUGAAAAUAUAAAGCUCAAAACCUGAUGCCAGCGACCUUUGGACUCCUGAUUCAUUAGGGCUCACUUGAAAGUUAUGGCUGCUGAGGUUUCAUAAUGACAGCAAAUGUUUAACAUACACAGAAAGGAGCCUGCAGUAUAGAUACACUGUCUAAAAUGUCUUUAAAGUCAACAAUCUUUUUAUGUUGGCUUAAGCCUUGCUGGUAAGGAUACUAAACAAAUAACUGAAAACGAACAAUAUGAGGAAAGCAGCGCAUCUCAAAGGGAGAGGAACUCGGAGAAUAAUAAGCAAUUAGCCCAAAGACAGACGUCAUCAUGGCAGAGAUUGCUUUAAAAUAAACUUCUAUUGUUAUAACUAUUGUUAUAACUUGGAAGCUAUUGUUAUAACUUGGAAGGCAGAAAUCCAUGCCAACCUGCCGUAACUCACCCAGAUAUCUACCAGGAGAUCCAAGGAUAACUUCAGCCUGCUCCUGACUGACAAGAGUUCUCUGCUUGCUGUCUCACCCUGCCCCCCUCUAGACCAGCCCUACCAUUAGGCAAAAAGUGGGCAGUGGCCUGUCCUGGGGCCCCUAAACUAGCCUGCUGACCAGAUAUGCUAUCCUGGACCACCAACCUUCUGAUCGGCAAGCCCUAGGCUCUGUGGUUUAACUGAAGUAAUGUUGGAGGGUAUGCAAAUGUAUUUUAGGAGCUGAGUGAACAAAUAAAUGACUGCAAGCCUGAUAAUGUCUACUCAGAGGUAAGUCCCAUUGAACUCAGUGGGCCUUACUCUCAGGUAAGCAAGUUUAGGACUGUCACCUAUGGUAGUUUUGAAGCAUGGUAAUUAUCACACUGAGGCAAGGAAAGUGGGUGCAGAAGAACUUGGGCAUUCUUGGCAAUGCUCUUAAGUAUACACUCCACUUCUUUAGGGAAUGCAAAGCAAUUAGCAAGCACUGGGGGAGGAAGCGUAAUUAGCUAAGGAAUCUCAUGUUUGUGGCCAAUUUGCAUUAAUCAGCCCCAGGUGGGAAGGAAGUAGCACUACCACCAUUUCACAGAAUGGGAAACAGAGGCUCUGCAGAAUGUAAUUUACUCUUCUGAAGAAUACCAGAAGGGACCAACAUCCAGUCUACUAACAGUGUAAUGCUAUAUGUGUCUGUUUAGAAGUAUGUCCCAUUGAUUCCUGAGACAUACAGUACUCCCAACUAGGUGGGGAAAGGAGUGUAGCCAGGAGUUUCUGGGUAAUGGCUUAAUCAAAGAAGUAGAAAAGCAGCUUCUCAGUAGGUAAGAAGUGGGUUUGUUCCACUUUAACCUCUCUACUGUUUUUAUUUCUUUUUGUUUCUGCUCUUAUCCAUUCCUGUAUCUUCCCAGAGUUUUGUUUCUUGAUCAAUGCAGCCUUACAUUAAGUAAUUAAUUAUACCCUAACAGUGAAACCUAUGGGCCAUGUUAUUGAGGGAAAUUAAUCUGCAGUGAGGAUCCUCUUCCUGUAUUUUUAAAACAUGUUUAUAUACUAUAUAUUUAUACAAUCAAAAACGUAAGAAAAGAAAUAAGCUCCAAUUGAUGGGGGGGGAUACAACUGAAUAAAAAUAACAAAAAAAAGAGUACAAAUUUGGGUGGUUGUGUUUCUUGGGAAUAAUAAUUAGUAGUGUUGGAGGAUAGUAAAUGUUCCUUUUUAAAGAUUUGUUUUGCUUGCAAGUAUCAGUCUUAUGUUAUUCACAGUUGAGGCUGAUGGGUGCAUUUUUGACUAUUGUAAAAUCUUUCCAGGUAUAGGACUGAAGUUGCUGUAUACCCUUUGCUUCAUAGUAGUCCCUAUUGACUUCAGUGCAUAACCAGCUGCCUUUUACUGCCCUAUCUAGUUCAGUACCGUCCACGCCAGUUGAAAAUUGCAGAGGGUCUUGGCAGAACACUUAAUGGUUUGUGUGCCUGUUGUAGCAUUUGUAAUGUACUAUGCUAAAUGCUGUGUGGUUUUAACUGUAUUUUUAUUUCUCAUGUUGUGCUGAAGGGUGGGGAAAUUCCUUAUUUCUUGGCGUCAACAGAUUGCCACCAUUAAAAACAAAUAUAUUAAAACUGAACCUCUUGAUCCUAGCCUCCCAUUAACUUUUUUAGAUAAAAGAUGACAGCAGCUUAUUAAUGAAUUUACCCUACAACAGAUAAGCAGCAGCUGGGUGUAACUACCAUGUACAGUACAGACCUAUUAGAAAAGGGUUUUUUGCUAUCCUCCUACUCCUAUGACUUCAGGUUUGUUCUUCUCACCUUUGUUCCCAUUUAUUGGAUAUCUUUCUCACUGCUUCCUUUCAAAUGCCUCUUCCCCAUAUCACUUCUGAUCCAUUCUUUUCACCUUCCCGGAGGACCUCCAGGUUCUAAGAAUGACUAGCAGCCGCCGCACCCACCGUUCUUCACAGACAUGUCUCAGACCACCUGAAUGAAGCUCACAGACUCCAAUCCCUGGCCUACACUGACUGGCAACAGACAGUAAGAGUGCAUGGAGGCAUGGGCUGCAAGAUCUGAAAGCACUUGCAAUGCAGUCCUGUGCAUUGACUUAAGAGCAGCCCCAUUGAACUUACUGGCACAAUUCCCAAUAAAACUGCAAAGGGAUAGGGAGCUCAGGGGGCGGGGGAAGCAAUGCAGAAUGUCAAGCCCUCUUUAGUACUUGCAUUUGCAGAAAUGCAACUUUUGAAACAAGAACUCUCACUCUCUCCCCUAUUAGCAUAUAUGGAAGCAAACGCCAUUUAUUUAUGGCAUUUAUGCUGCCCUACAACCAGAACUAAUGGGUAGCUUACAAUACAAAUAAUAAAUUAAAGCACAAAAACACAAAUGCAGCAUAAAAUUAAGCAUCAGAGAUUAAAUCAAUGGAUUAAAACCAAUAAGAACUCAAAUUCACCAACAGUACAUCUUAGAAACACUUUAAAAAAAAUUUUUUUUUAAAGAUGGGGAGUAUUUUCUUGAUGCCAAAAUCUUCACCUGGUGCCAGAACAAAUACAGAACCUCCCGGCGGAGGAUAUUCCGUCACUAGAGGUGCCACCUUCCAUCAAGAUGGCUCUGUCUCUCACUUCUUUCUGCCACACCUUGCUGGGUAGGCAGUGCCCUCUAAAGAUGACAUUUUGGCUUCAGUGGAAUUUCAAGUAAUGUACUUAGACUCUCAGCCAAGAAAGUGCUUUUGCAAUUUGCUUUUAUUCAGAGUUAGGUGUGCUUAAGCCUCAUUACAUUGACGGUGUUAGGUGCACCUAUCUCUCCACAUGCGCCCAGACUUCUAGAAAUAGGUUUUGCUGAAAUGAGUGGGAUGGACUUACAGUACCCAUGAAUAUGUUUGGGACUGGAGAAGGUUCACCUGGGGUACACCUGUUGUUAAUUUUUAAAAACAAACAAAACCGCAGUGUUAGAGACACUCCUUUAAGUGGCCACCCUGCAUAAAAUCUCUUGCUAGUCUGCAAUCUUCCUUGUGUAAUUGCUGUGUUGGUUUUAGUUACAGUAAGAUAGUUAUCGUAGCACUAAGAAUAAUUAGAACGGAACUGAAAACAAGGCUAUGAAAACAACUGUCUUGCAAACGCUGAUGCCUUGAGAAGCCUGUUUCUCCUUGUGCAAGAGUGGAGGGUAUUGACUUUCUCUCCAUUUGGGCACUAGAUCUGCUUCAAACCUAUAUACUGCACUUAAUACCACUUUAACUUCAUGGUUUUCCCCCAUGAGUAGGGAACCCUACUCUUCGAUGCUGGUAAUUUUUUAGAGAUUCCUUGCCCAUCUGACAGAACAAUGAUGCUGUUGCUUCCUAGGAAGAGGUUGUUGCUAAAACUGACUUACAUCUGUGAUUGUGGAUUGGGGUGUUCAGGACUGGUGAGUGUAGGAUUAUUGGGAUCAAGAAAGGGUGAAACUUUGGGCUUGGACUGAGCUGAGUGCAACUUCAGGUGCUCUGAUGUGCCAGACACUUGUAAACCACAUGGGAAUUAAGGAUCUUUGCUAAUCCUAAGGCAGACUAGUACAUGAGCAGAAUCGGGACAGGUAGCAUACGGUUCAUAAUAAUACAACAGACACUGCACAAAACCCCUGUCUUAAUCGGUGACCUCCCUUUUCUGGCUUAGCACUAUAGUACUGAAAAGAGGUGCCAGUUCUCUGAAGCCUGAAACAAAAGGGGAAGAACCUCUUAGGGAGAGGCAGAGGCUGGCAAGAGAGAGAGAUAGAGCCUGUUGCACUUUAUUUAGAAUAAAUAAACGAAAAGCAGAAAAACGAGAUUACCCUCGUUCUGGCCCUUUAACAUGAGAAGUAACCGAACAAUUUAACCCCUGUGUUGCAAACAAUAGUCAGUAAUAGCCAAGGCAACACGAUGACCAAAUACAAUGAUACGAUAUAUAAUAUGAAAUAUAUGAAAACACAUAAACAGAAAACUUAUGAAUCUCUGAAAGUCACAAAAUAUGCACCCUUAAUGGAUUCUCUUGAAAACAUAAAACCAGAUAACCAUAAGUCUUAUAAGUCUCUGAGAGUCUUUGAAGACUAUGCAAGUCUCUGAAAGAAGCAAUGUAUCAGAUUCUUAUCUGGUGAAAACAGGCUGUAAAGCUUUGUUUAUGGUGUCCAACACUGCCGAAGUAGUUCACAAACAGACGUUGUGAACAGUGAUUCCGGAUAUACCCACUGUUUCGUGGAAUUCUUCUUCAGCACAGCAGAAGGAUACACAAAUCCUUCAUAAACCCAUCUAUAUGGUGAAGUAUAACAACAAUUGCUAUGGAGCAGUGGUCAUAAACUUAUGCCCAGUGGCUACAUAACUGAAGAUGCCAUAAACAAAGCUUUACAGCCUGUUUUCACAAGAUAAGAAUCCGAUACAUUGCUUCUUUCAGAGACUUGCAUAGUCUUUAACAUGAGAAGGCAGAUUAAGAAAAACCUGGAAGAUCCAGUUCGCAUUUAAAGGUGAGUCUAUAUUAUUUUCACUUUCCAAAAUGAUACAUGAAAUGAAACACAGAGCCAUCUUUCAAAAUUUGCAAUUCUCUAAAUUUUGUAGUGCAGCUCUCCAGUCAAUGACAUGUACAAUAGUGCAUAUACAGAGGUGAAGUCUGCAUUAAAAUACAUACAAGGGUGAAAACACCACACCAAAAUGCAAUAUAUAUGGGGAAAUAGCUUUCCAAAAAUGAGUCUACAGUCAUACCUCGGGUUGAAUACUCUUUGAGUUGAGCGCAUUCGAGUUGCGCUCCGCGGCAACCCAGAAGUAACGGAGCGCGUUACUUCCGGGUUUCGCCGCUUGCGCAGACGCUCAAAAUGACAUCACGCGCAUGUGCAGAAGUGGCAAAAAGCGACGCGUGCGUGCGCAGACGUGCUGUCACUAGUUACGUUUGCUUCUAGAUGCGAACGGGGCUCCAGAACGGAUCCCGUUCGUAUCUAGAGGUACCACUCUAUUUGGAGAAAUUCUCACUUAAUGCUAAUUAGUUUUCAUGAAGGUUGUUGGUUUUUUUUAAUGCAAACAGAUGUGAAAAUAUGAAGAACUGAAAUUAAGAAUAAAAAUAAGAAACCGAGAGAAACCGAAAUUGACACAUCCCUGCUAGUGAGAGAGGAAACAGACCAAGCACAUUCUGGCUGGGGUUACGUUGGACAUACGAGAACUACUUAAAGGGGUAGCCCUUUGGGGAAAGGCAGGAUGCUCUGUGUUGACUAUUUGCCCAGCACAAAAGAGCAAUGUAGGCAUCGCCAUAAAGGAGGCUAAUUACGAAGGUCAGGCCGGUUCAGGGAUAGAGUCAAUCUUUUAUGCCCCAGAGGAAGUAGAGUGAAGCAAUGUACAGUUAUUAAUUAACAAUGUUGUUACAUAUUCCUCUUUCUUUCUUUCUUCACUCAAAAUAUCUGGAUCAGCAGAGAUUGGGAACAGUUUUUUUGGUGGGAGAGAUGCUGUCAGUUUGUGGUAGAAAUGUGAGGAGGGUUAUUCUCUUCUGCAAUGUGUGAACUGGGCCUUGUGCAACCUAGGUGGGUGGUGUCUUAUCUCGAAUACCUGGUAAAGUUAUUUUGUCUUCUUUCAAUGAGACUGAGAAGAGAUAUGAUAGCCGUCUUAAACUAUCUAAAGCGCUAUCACUUGGAGGAGGGAGCCAACUUGCUUUUUCCUGCUCCAGAGGGUAGGACCUGAACCAAUGGCUUCAGGGAUAACAUUAGGAAUAACUUGCUGAUGGUAAGAGCUAUUUGACAGUGGAACGGACUCCCUGGGGAGGUUGUAGGCUCUCCUUCCUUAGAGGUUCUUAAGCAGAGAUUGGGUGGCCAUCUGUCAUGUAUGAUCCAGUUGAAAUUCCUGCAUUGUAGGGAGUGUGACUAAAUGACCCUUGGGGUCCCUUGCAACUCUACAAUUCUGUGAUCCUGUGUGUGUUGUUUCCAUCAUCCUAAACUGAAGCGCUAGGAGAGAGUCUGAAGAGAGAUGUUUGCUACAAUCCAAUGUUCAAAUGAUAUGUGAAUCUGGUGGGCAAAUGUGUCAAUUGUAGUUUCUCACUUUUCCAGUCUUGCGUUCAGUUUUUGCACAUUUCGACAUCAGUUUGCAAAUUAUUUUUAAAGACCUAAUGGAACUUCACCAGCAAAUUUCUCCUAAUAUGUUUGUAUGUACCGUAAUUUUGCAGAACAUACACAUUUUUGCAAAGCAAUUUCCCCCAAUAUAAUGCAAUUUUAUGUUACGUUUGCUAAUAUAUUCAUUUUUGUGCACACUUUACUGCAUCAUGUGCGUUGUUGUACACAUUACUGCUUAGCAAAAUUUGGGGAAGUGCAAAUUUGGAAGGAUGGUUGUUUCGGGUCCUGAAUUGCUUCAGAAAGUGCAGAUUAAGCAGCUUCACCUUUAAAGGUGAAUUGAAGCAAAUCUCUCUGCCAUUCCUACUUUGAGCAUGAUUUUUUUUUUUUAGUAUUACAGGCUUAUGGCUAGCCAUGUCUCUUUGCAGCUGCAGCAGCUCCUUGAUUGUAACGGGGGGGGGGGGGGCAACAGGAUCUUUUUUAAACCCUUUGCCAUAUGGCCAUUCCUCACUGCUUACUGGCCCUGUUGUCAUUUUUUAAAAGUCUUUUUGAUUCAUGAGUGCAUGAUCCAAAUGAAUCCUGCUUUCCCACCAGUUCCUGUCAUUGUUUUGUGGCCACACCUGCAUUUGGAACGGCCAGGAGAGCUAUAGGAUGGCUUUUGCAUUAUUAAACAAGCUUGUGCAUCAUUUAUAGACUAUUUGUGCAGUGGAACAGCAUCUCCUGGUUUCCUGUAAAUACUGGAGCUAGUGCUAUUUGGUUCUGGUGAUUUAUAUCUCAGCAGCUGAAAUCAGAGUGGCUUUACAGCCUCUUUGCAUUUUCUCCCUUCUCCCCAUUCCUUUGCCCGGUAGAUGCUCUUCAAAGAAUUCCCUUGCUGGCUGGGGCUGAUGGGUGUUGUGGUCCACAACAUCUGGAAGCCACCAGACCGGUGGAGACUGGGCUGGUGGCUUGCAGACAAGCUAGGUGUACUGGCUGUGCAGUGGUUCAGACUGGCUGGUUUAGGACUUUGUUUUGGCACUGUGGGAACACACAUUUCCUGUCAACAGCUGAAGGGCAUUUGCACAUCUAAAAUUAAGUAGUGAACCCACUCUCGGGAGAUGCAGUUGGCUUGAGGCUUGGUGCGUACAUUUCACCACAAGUUUUCUGAAGCACAGAUGUUUUUAAGCCACUAAAAGACUAGUUUGCUGGCCAUAGAAAUGUGGUGUUUUUUCACUUCCUGUAAUGUAUGAAAUGGCCUCUGGGUACACUGCAGCAAAAUAUCAGCAUGCCGUGAGACAAAAGGCUGCUUCCAUUCUAGAUUCCUCUUCCUGUGUGCUGCUGAGGCAUUGCUUUUCCUCAAUUAGCUGGAAGCUGGAAUUAAAAUGGGAGGUUCCACACAAGCACUUGAUAAAGCACCCAGUUGUCCAGCAGGGCCCUUCCUUAUGGCCAAACUCCUUCUGUAUUAAUUCCCAGGUACGGUAAGUCCCAUUCAGCAAAGGUUUCCAGUAAUGCUUAUUAAAGCUUCUCCCUUUGUAGAGCUGGCCUGAUUUCCUUCUCAAUGACUGUAGGAGGAGGAUUAGUGAUAACCUAUCCCCACAGUGUCAGUUUCUGUUCCUGCGUGAGGGGAGGACUUAAUUGCUAGUUUCUUUCCCCCAUCUUCUUUUUUGCUAUUAAAAAUUGAGAGGACAGUAGUAAUUGAAGUCCCCCAUGCAUCUUGUGAGAACAGAAACUGAAAUGGGUCAAUUGAGAGGCUACCCAAGGGUCAAUUACUGUACUAUUAUCUAUCAUAAAUUCCCCAUUUGCAUUCAUAAGGAAGCAAUAAAAUGGGCUUAAAACAGGUGCUUAAAAAGAGCAUUUGGAAAACUUUUUCACCUUUAAUUAUUUAAGUGAUGCUGUGGAAAAAUAGAAACAUAGUAUCUAAUAUAAUUUAUGUUGAUUUCGUAAGCUCUGUAAAUGUUGCUGCUCCAUUGUUGUAACUCCAGCCUUUUUCAGAUCUGUCAAAAGGGCUAACAAGACUGGAUUGUAACACUUAUGCAACUACGCUGUGUGACCGUUAUGUUUGAAAUUCCUUUGCUCAAGUAUGUCCACCUUGGUAUCAGUGGCAGAGUGUUCUGGUAGGCUGAAAUGUUCUGAAGGUUUGACAUGUUCUCUUUUCUCAGUCUGUCUUGUUCAGUAUUCUCUAAACUGCCUGACAGCGGCUCUCCGGGAUUUCAGAAAAAGUGUUUUUCCCCAGCCCAGCUUGGAGAUGCUGGGGUUUGAACCUUUGGCUUCCUGCAUGUUCUCUUCUACUGAGCUGUGGCUGCUGCCCUUGUAAGGCAGGUUCUGGUAUAAGGCGCUGCAGGCUUCCUAGGUUGUAGGGUGUCCAUUGUCUCCAGAAAGUAGUUUGUGCUUAAUGCUGGACAGACUCACGGGCAGCACACUGUGAACAAAAUCUGACCACAGCAUUUCCUGCCACUAAAACUGCACUUCCACAUCCCUGCCUGAAGGGUGGUGGCGCAUGACAGCUUGAAGCCCACCCUGUAAUGAGGCUGAUCUUGAGUAUGAAAAUUAGCCACAUUAACAAUAGAUCCCUCUUCAAAGGAAACUCCAGGAAUUGUGGAUCUGUGAGGAGAAUAGGGGCCUCCUAACAACUCUUAGCUACCUUACCGAACUACAGCUCCCAGAAUUCUUUGGGGGAAGCCACAACUGUUUAAGUUGGUAAGAGAGUGUUUUCAAUGUAUGGUGUGAACGCGAUCCUAGUCCUCCUGGCUUUCUCGCCACCUACUAUUAGAAGGUUAUAUCUGAGGUCAAAAACAUACAUCUCUAGAGGAGGCAAUUCUGGGAAAUGUCCAAAUUUAGUGUGCUGAGAAUGUAGAUUCAGGGGAAUCUUUGCCAAAUCUGCACUCGGCUUGAAUCAUAUGGAAGAUACUUCUAUCAUAGUUCAAAGACCCUCAGUCUAUAUCCCCCCUUUUCCUCUGAAAUUACUGAGAGGUUUCUUAAAACUCAGUGCCUAAGCCUUGCUUAUGAGUUUAAUAUGCUACAAAAUGUUUGCUUUAGGUUUAGCAAUUGUAAAACCUGGUUUGGGGGUAUGUUGUGCCGGUCACUACUGUCCAGAAACUGUUAACUAGCUAGCUUCUACAGAAAUUUAAUCCUAUUGGUUAGGUCCUCUAGCUGCAAGGCCAUUAUUUGCAAGAAGAUGGAUAUCGCCCAAGCAGAAAUCUACUAGGUGGGCAGUACAUCCUCUUUUAAGUCAACUCAUCAGACUUUGUUGGUUACAUAUGUGGCAGCACAGGGAGGGAUGGAAUUUUUUGCAAAUCUCAAAUGACGAGUUUAUCUGCAUGGAUUUUUUCUAAUUCCUGUCUUGCUUCCUAAUCUUGAUAAGGACCCUUUUGCUAAAAAAAUACGAACAGUUCUCAUAUAUGAACUAUUAUACAUAUAAUGAUGUACACAUAUCCACUCCUGGCUUCCUAAAAUAACCAGCACAUCACACAACAAUAUGUAUAACUGUGUGAGUGGGUGGAAUUGUGCUGGAGAAAUAUAGUACAGCAUGAAACUUUAGAUCCCACCCCCACCAUUUAAUUUUGCACAUAAUUAGUUGGACUUUUAAACAACCACAACAAUGCGCAAGCAGCUUGGACAUAAAUUGCCAUAUUACACAAGAAGCAGUGAUGUGAGCAAAACACAGUCUGAUCAGAACCUCCAAAUUCCAUGUAUAAAUAAAUCAGUUUAAAAACAGAUUCCAUCUCCAUCCCUAGUGUGGGGUAUUUCAUUAUUUCUCCCAUUGGCUAACGGCAUGAUUCUUAAAAAUGUGCGUGGGGUGUGUGUGUUAAUCUUAUAGAAUUGCUGGGGAUGAGGUGAUUUGCUGGGUCUUGCCAGAGCUCAGGAGGAGGAAAUGGAGAACAAAAGAAGGCUGGAAAAAUAAAUAAGGCCACUUCUUGGAUCAAGUGAAUCUCCCUCCGGCAAAAGUAAUGCAUACUGGAAGGGGCUUUGCUCCCCUGCUACCUUUGGAUUGUGAUUAGAGGAAAGGGUGGGGGUGGAGGAAGAGAGAGAGAGACCCCCUUAGAUUAAAGUGUGGAGUCAGGUUUCCCCCUGUCUGUCUGUCUGUCUGUCUGUCUGUGUGUAGUGAGUGGGAGGGGGGUUCAGAGAGAGAGCGACAGGGAAUGCUUUUUGCAUAGGAUUGGCUUAUCCCCAAACAUUCAUUGAAGCAGAGAAGGAGCCAAGUUGGGACCCGUGCAGACAGAAAGGGAGGGGGGAUGAGAGGGAAGGGGAGGUGGAGUGACUGCUCUAUUCCAAAACAGUAAUAGAGCUGCUACUGUGGGAAAGUGAUCCUGCUGCCAAACCUCAAGUGACCAGGGUAUGUGUGUGUUUGUUGCCGCCGCCGCCCCCAGCAGUGAUCCUGUCAUUUGGGCUUUGCAGUGCCUUCCUCUUUCUGAGCCCCUCUUUCCAGAAACCUGCCCCACAGAAAAGCCAUCCAUUAAGAAAACUGCUUUGCUUUCUAAAGGCCAUUUUUAACCCCCCCCCCCCGCAAAGGUGCCUUGUAACCGUAGCAAAAUUACAGGAGCUACUUGAUCUAGGAAAUCAUUGAAACUGAUGAAACUGCAUCAUUAUGCCCUUUAAAGUGUCUUUGCGCCUCAUUCCACUGCCCCCCUCCCCAAGUCAGAUUCUUUUUGUGACUUUUGGGUGGUUACGUCCCUAUUAUCCCAAAGAAAGUUGCUACAGCAGCAAUACUGAAGUGGCCUGAUCUGGCUGGACACAGCAGAACCCAUUAAAGCCAAGUUGGUUUGCUUAUUUGAAAAACAAGCACUAAAGUAUCUUUAUGGGCAUUCAUUGGGAAGUAGGGCUUAAACAAGGACAGAUAACUUCCUGCUUUGUCUUUAAGAACAGCUUUUUUAAAAUGUUGUAUCUGGCCCGGAGGAUUAGUCUUCAAAACACAACUAAACAUUCCGUACCAAAACGAAGAUAUAUGGCCUCAUUAAGUCCAUAGACCAGUCCAUCAAAUGCAAAGUGAAAAAUAAAAGGGCAUAAACAUGGAGUUCUUCAGAGAAGAAACGGCAGUAAAAGAAGGAUGUGUUUUCAGCCUGAACUGACCUGCCAGGGUGACAUAAUCCAAUCAAAGACUGACUCUCUGUUAAUAUGACAAAGGAGAAUUUUACAAGAGAGAACCGGUUUGUAUUUAGAUGUCUGUGCACAGAAGGAAGUGACUGGAUGGGACCAACUCCACUUUGAUCAAGCAAAAAUGUAUCUUUUUCAAGGAAGAAAUAAAGAAGGUGGAGAGUUGUAGCAGAAAAAUAGUGGGUAAUAGGGAGUUAAGCAUCCCUGCCCUCUGUUUCUCCACUUCACAUCGUCCAAAGAGGCUUUUCUCUAGAGCAGCAAGAGAGAACCUGUAGCCCCUGUUGGACUGCAACUCCCAUCAACCCCAACCUGCUUGGCUAAUGGUCAGGGAUCAUGGAAGUUGUAGUCCAACGCAUCCAGAGAACCAUAGAAGAAGAAGCCAUCACGAUUUUUAAUACACAUUUGCAUGUAAUGUGUUGUUCUUUGUCCAUUGUUACCUUUGUUAGUCAAACAGUUUUGGAGUUACUUCAGGGCAGUCAGCUAAAACUGAAGAAAGGCAGGCCUGUUGGUGACUUCAUUCUGGAAGGAAGUAUAUUUAUAUACAGUGGUACCUUGAUUUAAGAACAGUUUAGUUUAUGAACAACUUGGAUUAAGAAUGCUGCAAACCUGGAAGUAGGUGUUUUGGUUUGUGAACUUUGCCUUGGAAGCAGAACAUGUUUCGCUUCCUGUUGAGUGUGUUCCAUUUGUAAAUUGAGUCCCCUGCUGCUAUGGGAAAGCAUGCCUUGGUUUAAGAACGCUUUGGUUUAAGAACGGACUUCCGGAACAGAUUAAGUUCAUAAACCAAGGUACCACUGUAUUCUUUUUGGCUUGGGGUAGAGGUGAAGUUCAGAACCCAGUCUCUUAGUGUGCAGAAACAUAAUAGAACUACAUAUGGCUGUGUUGCUAGUGUAGAAUGAAUUUGACAUUUAACCUGUAUGUUCUUAAGAAUCAUUUCAUUGCACUGGAAACAUGCAGUUGCCAUUUGUACAAUACACAUGUGAUAUUUUGAAAAUUAGCACAACAUUUGUGGGGUAAAUUCAUUUUACCAGCAACCCCACCCCAAGGUGGUUAUUUCAGCAGGGUAGGGUAGGAAGAGAUAAGUAGAGCAUCACUUACCCUGUCACUAUGAUCUGUCCUCAUUUCCCUUUGAAGGACAGGGCAUACUGGGUCUGCAGACACCCACUGGCAUCACUGAAGAGGAAAAACCCAUUCCUAAAGCCAUUUUGAGACACCCUUUUUGAAGUUUAAAAGGUAAAGACCUACAGCACAAUUGCUCAAAAGUCUUACUAUGUUCAGUGGGGCUUAUUCACGAGUGCAUAAUUGCACUCCUAAUGUUUUCAUUCUUAUAAUUUUAAGUUUUAUUUUUCUAAGGCAACAUCCGUUAUGCCAAAAGGAGUCCUCAAGCAAUCUUUGGAAACUAAUGAAAAAUAUUAUAGGUAUUUUUAUGAUUGUCACUACCGGUGGGCAGCAGGAUGAGGAGCAAAGCCUCUCUAUAUUUUCUGCCUCAGGUGCAGAAAUGUCUUAGAACAUAAGUAGGUUCUGUGGUUCCCAGGUUGCUGUUUCAUUUUUCAAGUGUCUUGUACUGGUGUGCACAGACAUCUGAGUGCAAGACACAUCCCAAUUACUUUCUUGUGCUUCCAGAUCACAUAUUGGAGAAUGUCUUGUAAGGGCAGUUUCUUGGUAAGGAAUAACAUCAAGUUGUUUGCAUCCUCUGUUUGUUCAGCUCCCAAGGUGAACAUCAAUGUCAGUAAUUGUUGACCUGUUUACUAAAGUUCCACUAUGUUUCGGAUGUGAGUACAGGAUGGUAUAAAUCACUUGAUAAUUCUGAACAAUAAGAAGGCCUAAUUCUAGGGAAGGAGAAGAUAACCUCUAGUGUAUUACUGCACUUGGCCCCAGUUUCUUACUGCUUAGGAAGAUGACAAUAAGCACAGAUUUAUAAUAGCUUAGAUCUAAAAUAGCUUAGAUCCAGUCAUUUCCCCAUGUACCAAAUAAAUUACAGCUGUCUCUUGAAUGAACCUGUAAAAUGGUUUAAUUUUCAGAAGGAGAUUUAGGUAUCUUAAUUCAGGUAAUAAUUUGAAAAGAGUUUGUUUCUUGAAAAAUUAUUAGGGAAUAGCAGCUAGCAGAAUACCAGCCAUUAUGUUGGUUGGAGUAGUCAGUAUGGUUCCCUCCAGAUGUUUUUGGGCUACAGAACCCAUCAUCCCUAUUGGUCUUUCUGGCUGUGGUUGAUGUGUGUUGUACUUCCAAGUUAUCUGGAGGGCACCAUGUUGGCUACUCAUACUAGAAAGGGUAUGAUGGAAAGUGAAUCUAUGUAUUGGAAGGGCCCUACUCAGUGGGACUCAGUGUCACAAGUAGAAGGCAGGCUUUGCCCUACCUUGACCAUGUCUCAAGUGCCAGAACCAUUGACUUAAGUGGGAAAGAAAAUCAAGGAUGCAUUCAGGGAUGCUAGUUGGAGAAGUCAAUCUGCUCCCUGUGAUUGGUGACCCCAGUAUCUUGAAGUUGGAGAAGAUGUUUACUCAUUUCCCAGUCUCCUUACAUUUUUAUUUUUUUACUUAAUAAAUUUCUAUACCACCCUUCAUCCAAGGAUCACUGCAUUUUAUUUACAAUAGAAACACACAAAACAUAGUAAUGAACCAAAACAAUUACAUGCCCCUCCCAUAAGGUUUGUUUAUGUUGUGUCCCAUAGAAGUCAUUGGGAAACAACCCAGACUCUUCUCUGCCAUAGCUUAAUUCUGGCUUCUGUUUCUUGGUUACCAGGUAACAAGACUGUGUUAUACUAUUAGCAAUCAAAAUUCUGCUACAGGAAAAGGUGCUCAUUAAAUUGCUGACCUUAAAAAAAAAAGCAUGGAUUUCUAAUCUCUUAACUGGCUCAGUUGAUUGUUACAUGCUGAAAUCACUAAAUCAGGAAUGAGGAACCUGUGGCCCUCCUUGUGGGACUCUAAACCAAAUCAGCCCUAACCAGUAUGGCCAGUGAUGAUCAGGGAUGAUGGAGUCCAACAUCUGGAAGGCCACAGAUUCCCCAUCUCUAACCCGGCUGUGUCUGCGUGGGUGCUCAGUACAACACCACUCUAUAGGUCAGAGAGGCAGGGAAGGGAGGUCACUAUCACCCAUUUUUUAAAAAAUCCAUCUCCCUCACUAUGAGACUGAUACACGCUGUGUCUGGGUUCAAGUGAUUGUUUGUGGUGUUUGUGGCCAGUGAGACAGAAAGGGGAUGUUGUUAGUGCACUGUCCACCUUAUUGUACUACAAACUCCUUCACCAAGCUGGCAGAAUGUAAUAUUGAAUGCGGUGAUGGAGAACGCUUUCAAGAUUGUAUUGAGGGACUUCCAAUAUUUGUUCUGAGGCUGGGCGAAGACUUCAUGACAACCAUGAAACUGUCUCAGUACAUCGUUGACCUGACAUAUAAACAACUAUUUUACUUUUAAAAGACAACUGAAGGCAGCCCUCUUUAGGGAAGUUUUUAAUGUCUGAUGCUGUACUGUUUUUAAUAUUCAGUUGGAAGCCGCCCAGAGUGGCUGGGGAAACCCAGCCAGAUGGGCGGGGUAUAAAUAAUAAAUUAUUAUUAUUAUUAUUAGUAGUAGUAGUAGUAGUAGUAGUAUCUGAACAUACCACCUAGUGUUUGCCACAGUGCAAACUAGUAAUAUUUUGCUGAUUGCGGGGCUUGUUGUGCCUUCCCCACAGGCUCAUUUGUUUGAAGACAGGCAGAGGGGACCCUUCUGGUAGUUCCACUGCCUUCAGAAGUUUGGAGGUGAUGGUGGCUCAGGGGAGGGCAACCCUUGUGGCACCCCUUAAACUGUGGAAUCCCCCCCUCCUCACAGAAGUGUGUCUGGCACCAUCAUUAUGGGGUUUUCAUUGAAUGCUGAAGAUGUGCCUCUUUACCCCUAGCCUUUGACACCUCAUGUAUAUUUUAGGACCUACCCUUUUAUUCUGUUAUUUGUUUUAACUGAUUUUUAUUUUAACAAUUGCAUUUUUAAAAUUGUAGCCCACCCCAAAACCUCCAUGGUGAAAGGAAAUAAUUACCAUAUUUUUCGCCCCAUAGGGCGCACUGCCCCAUAGGACGCACCUAGUUUUUUUUGGGGGGGGGAAUAAAGAAAAAAAAAUAUUUCCCCCCCCCAGGCGCGGGGGAAGCCCGAGCUUCCCCCAAUCCCAGCCCCGAGAACAGCCUGCUAUCUGCAAGCCUAGGGACGCUAGCGGUAAGUCGCGCCGGUCUCCCCAGGCUUCGGAAUGCAGGCAGCUCUGCGCAGCCAUCAGGAGGCGGGCGAGACUUCGCGCCCCGCUCCGGAUGGCUGCGCAGAGCUGCGCUCGCCCCGGGACUGCAGGCAGCUAUGCGCAGCCAUCGGGAAGCGGGCGCGACUUCGUGCCUCGCUCCGGAUGGCUGCGCAGAGCGGCGCUCGCCCCGGGACUGCAGGCAGCUCUGCGCAACCCUCGGGAGGCGAGCGCGAAGUGGCGCCGGUCUCCCGAGGGUUGCGCAGAGCUUCCUGAAGCCUGGAGAGCGAGAGGGGUCGGUGCGCACCAACCCCUCUCGCUCUCCAGGCUUCAGCGAAAGCCUGCAUUCGCCCCAUAGGACGCACACACAUUUCCCCUUCAUUUUUGGAGGGGAAAAAGUGCGUCCUAUAGGGCGAAAAAUACGGUAAUAAUUGGCAGCCAAUAUAAUAUGCUCAAACUAUCUUGCCCCCAUGAGCAACCUGGCCGCCAAAUUUUGUACCAGCUAAAAUUUCUGAACCACCUUCCGAGGCAGCCCUUGCAUAUAAUGUGUUGCAGUAAUCUAACCUAGCUGUUAGCAGAACAUAAACAACAUUAAUUAGGCUAUCCUUGUCCAGAUAGGGGUGCAGUGCCUCAGUCUUACCUGGAUUGAGCUUCAGUUUGGCUUUCAUCCUAGUCCAUUACCAAGGAAAGACAUAGGUCCAGCACAUCCAUACCUGCAGGUGUAAAGGAGAAAUAGAGCUGUGUGUUGUCAUCGUAUUGCUGACAAUGUACUCCAAAACUCCAGAUAACCCCACUCAGCAGUUUCAUCUAGAUGUUAUAGGAGACCUCUGGUUUCCAUAGUGAUUUUGGGGGGUGGGAAGAUCCUUUAAGUUCUCUGAUUUUCAUAGGUUCUGUCAGGACUGGUUCGGGUUCAGGCAGCAGCUCCUGGAGGCAGUGGUGGCAGCCUCUUUUCCAAUCUCCCUAAGCCUCCCUUACGCAGCUCUGUCCUCCAACUGAGGGGAAAUGGUUGACUACUACAUGGCAUGUCCUGGUUCUGCUAUACUAGCCCGUUGCUUUAGAUGCACUACCCCAUCACCAGUGUUGAAUUAAGAGUCAGCUGGCAGCUUCUGUGUGUGGAAGAGAAAAGGGCACCAUCUCCUUUGUCUCAGACAACAAAGUGACUUAGACUAGCCCUGCGGUCUGUUGUCUCCUUUCCACCUGUGCAUUGCUUUUCUCUUAAUUGUGGGUGAAGGAGAAAUGUGUUGAUUGCUUCAUUGGAUGAACUUUGGCCUCACGCGCCUGCAAUUCAGAGGCAUUUCUUGCAUUGCAAUGUUAAUCUCAGGAAAUGGAAAAAGGAAAAAUGGGAGAGAAGGCUACAGAAUGUCAGCCCACCCAGAGGCCAAAUGUUUCUUCCUCUCUGAGAUGAGGAAUCUCUGGUAUGUGAGGAUGCAGAGGUGACUCUGUGUGUGGUUAGGAGCAGGGCAGGCUGAUCUUAAUUUGAUAGCUUUGGGGUGCUAUGACAAAUAGUUUCUAUAAUUCAAGUUUCCCCAAUGAAAGAAUUUUUUAUUGCAGUGAUGUCUCUCACAGGGGAGAGAGACAACUGGAACCCUAGGAUAUGAAUCCAUCUGCCAGUGGGUAGGUCAAAUCCAGAUUAGAAACCAAGGUUUCUAGUGUGUGCUACAUGCUAUAUAUACUCCCAGAAGUGAAUUCAGAUUUAACAACAAAGUUGCCCACCAGGCAAGUUCUCUUUAAGAACUUGUGUGAUGGUUAAGAGUACUGUUGCCAUAUUUCAAAAAGUGAAAAUCUGGACACAAAGGUCUGGCAAAGUUGUUAAGCCAAUUUCCGGAAAUUACGCCAAGGACAUUUUUGACGGAUGAAUCCCGGCUAUGUCCGGGAAAUUCCAGACGUAUGGCAGCCCUAGUUAAGAGUGUGAGGUAUAUGCCCCAGAGCUUUUUCCCAGCCAUAACUCAGUUCCAGCACCUCUCAGGUGGGCACCAUUGCCAUUAUAAGAGAACAAGGGAGGCGUUCAUGAUGAGUCCUGGCACCUCUUUUUCUAGAAAAAUGGCACCAACUAUGCAGAAGCAUUUUUCGGGGGCUUAUCAGUGGAGGCUCCUAUAUUUAAAUAAACCCCAAGCUGAACUGCCAAUUUAUGGAUUUUAGUGCUGUGCUUCUGUCUAAUUAUCCACAGGCCCAUGAUUAUUCAAGUUUUCAAAAACCUGUUAAUUUAAGGUAAGCAGGCCCUUCUUUGAACAAUUGUGUAUCCUCAUCAAAUAAUCCUAUUUGGGCCAGGGUCUCUACUCAUGUGUUGUAAAACGUUGUGUGUGUGUGUGUGUGUGUGUGUGUGAGAGAGAGAGAGAGAGAGAGAGAGACUGCCUCAUAUUUUUAGACCAGUGUUUCAACAGUCAUGACCCAUAAUAGUGUUCAAUGUUUUGGAACGCAGAAAUAAAAUCCUCAAACCAUCCAUUCUAGCAUGCGGGGGGGCUACCUAAAUUAUAUAAUUCAGUAUUUGAACGACUGGUAUUAGUAAUUGGAUUAUAAAUUGGUAUUGUUAUAAUGAGGCUAUUAUUGGAUAGUGAUUGAAAACUAAUAAAAAUUAUUAUCAGUAGUGUUCAAUGCUGCGGCUGUGAAAAGGGACUUCUGGGCUUUCUUCAGAAGUCCUCAUUGUGGUAUAUGUGUGUAUAACAGAGGGCGAGAUACUAUUGCUACCAAGUUGUGAAAGCUUCUGCUUUCCUGUGCUUCCCAAUGUCUUCAAACUUUUUAACAAAAAAAUAUUGCAAGCAGGAUGCUAUGAAAAGAGUCUUUCACAAUGUGACAUCCACGGGCCUAGGCCCAGUUGUAGUUAUAAGGAAACAGUGGGGAAAGUUUGAGGCCUAAUCACCACCAAGCUAAGCGGGGCUCAUCUCCGGCACCUGAACUACUUGGUGUCAUGUGAGCAGCACUCCUGCCUUCCCGUGGAGCUCCAUCAAGGCUUCUCUGCUUGGACCAGCUAGCCGUAAGUGAAAAAUGGGCCUUCAUCCCCUUCAUAGCUAAGCAGCAGACUGAGAAUGUGGCAGACUCUCCUGUCCAAAAGAUGAUUUCUGGGAGACUUUAAUACAGGGGUAGGCAACUUAAGGCCCAUGGGCCGGAUGCAGCCUUCCCAAUCCGGCCCACAGACGGUCCGGGAAUCAGCGUGUUUUUACAUGAGUAGAACGUGUCCUUUUAUUUGAAAUGCAUCUCUGGGUUAUUUAUGGGGCCUGCCUGGUGCUUUUACAUGAGUAGAAUGUGUGCUUUUAUUUAAAAUGCACCUCUGGGUUAUUUGUGGGGCAUAGGAAUUCGUUCUUUAUUUUUUCCAAAAUAUAGUCCGGCCCACCACAUGGACUGAGGGACGGUGGACCGGCCCACGGCUGAAAAAGGUUGCUGACCCCUGCUUUAAUACGUUGCCUUGGUGAACAAAGGGGUUUGUGUGCACUGUUGGAAGCAAUGUUUCUUGGCCUCUGAGGUGGCUCGGGUGAGGUUAUAUUUUGUGUGUGCGGGAAUAUCACUAAUUGGUGGCAUGGAAUGAGAAAGGUUAUUAGGAGGGACACUUGGGUGGACAGAAACAGUGCGGUGCUAUUGCUACCUCGUUAGCAGGAGACUGGACAAGAGGAGCUAUGAGCAGAGAUAAAUUUUGUUUGGGCAAGUGGAUCUAAUAGUUAGAUGCAGGGCCAGAAUUGGAAGCCUGUGGCCUCGAGCGACGCUUAUAUCCCAGCAGGAGUCAACUGGCAGUCCCCUGAUUCUGCUGCUACUCCUUGCUCAUGUUGCUGGUUCACCUGUCCUCUGAUGAGUCCCGACAGGAGAAGCAGCUUGGGUCACCUUGCCUUCUCUUUUUGGGCAGUGGCACAGACUGAGCUGAGACACGGAGCAAGAGAAUGGGCAGCAGCAACACUGAUAGGGCUACUUGGGCUGGCAAGCCUGCUAAGGCCAUCUAGCCAAAGGGUGCCCCAAAGCUUGGGGCAUGGAUAGGCAAACUAAGGCCCGGGGGCCAGAUCCAGCCCAAUCACCUUCUAAAUUCAGCCCACGGACAGUCCGAGAAUCACUUUGUUUUUACAUGAGUAGAAUGUGUCCUUUCAUUUAAAAUGCAUCUCUGGGUUAUUUGUGGGGCCUGCCUGGUGUUUUUACAUGAGUAGAAUGUGUGCUUUUAUUGAAAAUGCAUCUCUGGGUUAUUUGUGGGGCAUAGGAAUUCGUUCAUUCCCUCCCUCAAAAAUAUAGUCUGGCCCCCCACAAGGUCUGAGGGACAGUGGACCGGCCCCCUGCUGAAAAAGAUUGCUGACCCCUGGCUUGCGGUUUUAGGUGAAUAGGCAGUCUUGUUCUUAUUGGCAAUGCUACUUACACAAACAACUGCUGGCAUUAGCUGUCUUGGCUUCAGGAAAGAAACUUUGUCCUUGGUUUUCAAUAAUAACCGGCUAUAUAGCUCAGAUCACAUUUUCACACACAUUCUUGGUCAGCCCUAUGCUAGCCUUGUAAGAUAGGCCAGUUUUAUGCCUGUAUUGCCAAUGGAGAGCUGAGUGGAAGAAAUAGUGCCUUUCUAGAGAGUUCUUAAUGGAGGCAAACCAAAGACUUCUAUCUGCUGUGCAAUGCUACUUCUCUUUUAUCUGGAAAUAAAUUGCUUCAUAAGGUAGAGGAAGGAGAUGUAAGAUAACUUUAGUCUCUGCUUCUGCUGGUCAUCUUCUGCCCUGUCCCCUUCCUUCCUUCCUCAUUUUCUGACCCCUAGCUUGCAUAGACCUCGCCAUACUGUCCACUGCCUUCAUAAUUAAAUGUUGUGUAUAAAAAUAAUUAUGCACAUAAUUAAAUGUCGUGCAUAAAAAUUUCGAAAGAAACUCUGGCAACUUGUUCUUGACUCCUGAACUGGAGUUUAAAUAAGCAGCCUCACACCCUCUGGCUUGAAACCUAUUACAUCUUAGAGAUCUCUACUGAUUUAUGGUUUUAAUUUGACAUAACUCAUUUAGCCUGCAAUCCUAUGCACACUUAUUGGAUCGUACGUCUCUCCUUUUAAAGUCAAUGAGCCUUUCUUGGAAGUUGCCUAUUCACAUGCAUAGGUUUGUUGCCUUUAGUUACUUUGGAAGCAGCAUUUAUUUCACUGGAACAUUUUGGUCUGCAUUUCCUUUGAUGCCCAGGGUUGUCAUUCUGAAAAUCAUUCUGAAUUUAAUGGCCCAGGUGUAUUCCUACUAUGAUAGCUGUGAAUGCACUUUGCCAAAGGUCUUCAUGUUUCACAAGCAUUAAGAAACAGAACAAGGUUUUCUGGUCUUUUUUGAUAACCUCUGUCUGGGUCUCUUUAUUAAACCUACUUCAAGCUGCUGCCUUUUUAUUAUUAAAGCAAAUUCUUGUUUUGUUUUUUAAAAAAACCUUUGUAAUAGGAUACAUUAAAUGCUUCCCACUUGAUAAGUUUUACUAGUUGCAAAUUUAGAGGGUUGUUUUUCUUUUCUUCAGGCAUAGAUAAUUGUGUCUGGACAUGAAGGAAUUUCCUUCAUCUUAAAAACUGCUGAAGAACAUCUAUGCCUGAAGGGCAAAACUCCAACUUAGAAUUAUCCACACUGACUGGCAACCGCUCUGCAAGGUUUCAGACAGGAGUCUCUCCCAGCAGAUGCUUUACCUGUCUUUUCCUAUGCUGAGUAUCUUCUUAAUCACCAUAGUUCUUGGGCCUCCCUCAGGUUAAUACAUGAAUGUAAUGAACCCUUCUCUGCCUGCAGAUGUAGUGGAAAGAGUAUUGUUAUAGAUUUUGGGGGGUGAUCCCCCUAAACCCUAGAAAUUAGUAAAUGUUAGGAUUUUCAUUAAUUGAGAUUUGGGACGCGGGUGGCGCUGUGGGUUAAACCACAGAGCGUAGGACUUGCCAAUCAGAAGGUCGGCGGUUUGAAUCCCCACAACGGGGUGAGCUCCCGUUGCUCGGUCCCUGCUCCUGCCAACCUAGCAGUUCGAAAGCACGUCAAAGUGCAAGUAGAUAAAUAGGUACCGCUCCAGCGGGAAGGUAAAUGGUGUUUCCAUGCGCUGCUCUGGUUUGCCAGAAGUGGCUUAGUCAUGCUGGCCACAUGACCCAGAAGCUGUACGCCGGCUCCCUCGGCCAAUAAAGCGAGAUAAGCGCCGUAACCCCAGAGUCAGUCACGACUGGACCUAAUGGUCAGGGGUCCCUUUACCUUUACCUUACAAGCUGUGCCAGACAAGGAAUUCCUCCUGUCUUAUGCAAACCAGCCUGACUGGUCUAGUGAAGAGUAAAUCUGUUAACAUGACAAAAGGUGUUGAUGGCCAUCUGAAGGGAAUCAUUUGGCCUGGGGAGACAGAUAUUGCCAAGGUGUUGGUGUGUCUGUUUGAGGUGAUGGGAUUCGCCAAAGGAAGGGGGGGGGAAUGCCUGGAACCCUCUGGGAUCUUCCUAUCACUGGGCAGAGGGUUGGGGUGGUACCCAACUUUUGCAACAGUAUGAAGGAGGAAGGUGUGUGUGUUCCUAGUGGGUGGAUUUGGAGACAAUCUGGUUGUUGGGAAAGCUGGAUGUUUAGGCCUUCUUGCAGUGUUAAAACCCCUUGUCUGAGUAUUGUAUAGUACUGUAUACCACUGAAGGCAGAGGGCUCACAGGAUUACUGUAUGGAGGAUCAUUUAGUCAUACAAUUCUCCCACUUGAAAUCUUACCACUCAGUGAGAACUAGGUCGUAGUCCCAAGGGCUGUUGUUAUUGCACUGUUGGAGGUUUGCCAUAACCUCUUCUGAAGAUCGCUCCUUGUUUAUCUUCCGGCAACUCCUGCUGAUAGUGCCUAACUCCUGACUAGAAGAUAUCAGAUGGAAACCCAUUAACAGCAUGCUGUUUUGAUCCUGGGGAGAAUGCAACCUAGGCUGCCUGCCUGAGUAGAGCUGGUGGACUUUGGCUCUUUCUGCUUCAUUUUCUUGGCAACAAGUCAUGGAGAGACAGAUAAAAGAGGAAAAUUAUUGGUUCUGCUUAUAUCUCUUUGAUUCUUGCACCUAUUAAUUUCUAAUUGCAUGAUGCUUCCAAGCAAGGAAGAUGGGGAGGAAAGGGUCAAAGUGGGCAGGCUAGCUUUCUUGCUCUUUAAGCUGUCAUAGUUUGUAUGACAUUGUGGCUGAAAUAAAAUGAGGGCCAUUUGCAAUGAUUUCUUAGAAAUCUUAGAAAGGUGGACUUGACCACAAAGGGCAGGAAACAUGUGCAAGGUAAAGAGCCAAGUGGCAGUAGCUUAGCAUCACUUGUAAACAUGUAGAAGCUGCUUUCUACCAAGUUAGACCAUUGGUCCAUCUAGCUUUUUCUGGUCUUCGCUGGCUGGCUGGCUCUCCAGCAUUUUGGAGAGUGGUCUUUCCAGUUCUACCUGGAGAUGUCAGGGAUUGAACUGGGAACCUUCUGCAUGCUAAGCAUGGGCUCAACCACUGCUCUAUGGCCCAUCCCUUCCAUUAGUGUACCAUAAGAGGAGUCAGAGCAUAUUUCCUAAGUAGUUUAAGGUGCAUUCCUGGAUGCAUCCAUCACUCUUUGCCUCUUUGUGUAGACAGGGACUCCACAGAGUUUCCUUCACUACCCUUUCUGCCACUUUAUGGGCAGUGGGCGACCUCAUCUAAAGGCGGGCAUAAGCUGUGAUGGGGAGCUAGUGGCGCCUCAGAGGUUGCUGGGCUGUAACUCCAAAUAUCUCCUACCACUGGCCAUAUUGACUGGGGCAGAUGGGAGUUGGAGUGCAAACACAACCGUUGGCCACACGUUCCUCAUCCCCAGUGUGAAAGACUAGCAGGAAUUCCCCAGUGCAGCCCAUGUGACACCUGGAGGGUAUGAGGGAAUUCUAGAAGCAUCAAUAGAAAUCAUGGCCCUGUCCCUGACCGGACAAAGAAUGAUGAGAGGCAACAGUAUAUGAAAUGCACUGAAUAUCCAAGCAGUAUUCCUGCCCAUGGUUCUGGGAUCAAAUUAAGACAAUGUAUACAUUUACCCUUUAUUAAAGUUUUAGGAUAGAAAUUCAAUUUUGAUCAAAGAAAAACGAAAGAAUUAAAACCCUGUUCCACAGGUAUCAAAAGUUUGGGAAAUGCCCCAGGGAUGCCAGUGCAUAAAUAUUUCAACUUGAGUCAGCAGUAAUUUGAAACUGUUGCAAAACACACCAAAACCAAAAUCCAAUUUAAGCAGCAUUAAGAGAAGAACUAUCCACAAGAUAUUCAGACCCUUUGCUGCAGUAUUUCGCCUGUCUCCGUCAUCAGAUUAACACUUAUGUGAAGAGUCCAAGGAGGUCAAGAAGAUAAAGAAUAGUCUUUGUAUUAUGCUUUUUAUAUUUAUUCCCUUUCUUUAGAAACCUAGAGGCUUUCAAGUACUCACCAGGCUGGAAGGAGACGAGCUCUCACCCCCACAAGUGAUAUAGGACCCAGCAGAAGCUCUGACGUAACUCUUAUUUGCCAGAUUGUCUGCUGUUCCCAAAGCCCUUUGAGCCAUGAACCAGAGCAAGUAGGAAGGUGCCUCUAAAUUAGGCAGAUUACGUGGCACUCCCAACAGAUGGACGCCAACAACAAUAAUGCAGAAUUUCAUAUGGGCUAAACAUAAAAUGAAGAGAUAUGCUGAUUAAACAAAUAAAUCUCUGAAUAAAAUGUUUCAGUGACAUUUAAAAUAAAAAUAUGUUGCUAGAAUAACCAGUAGAUGUCUAGCCAAGCAUAUUCAUACAAUACAACUUCAUUCCUAAGCACACAUACUGGGAAGUAAACUCUAUUGAAUUUACUGCAUAGGAUUGUCCUGUUACCCCAUGACAAAAGACUAAUAUUGUCAAGAGAAGUUUAUAAAUGAUUGUCAAUUUUAAAAAUCAUGAACUGGCCAUGGGGACCCAGUUUCUAGAUAUAGAUAGGAUGAUCACUCCACUGGUAGGUUAAGAAUCAACUGACCACUUCCUGGAUCAAUUUUUCAAUGACGAAAACUACAGUGAUUCAGAAACUUCCACUGGUGCAAAAUUCAACAGCCAGGUUGCUCAUGGAGGCAAGAUGGUUUGAGCCUACAGGUGGUGACCAUUCUGCAUAUAUUUCAUUGACACACAACCACCUAUGCACAGGUCAUUUUGGACCCGGAAGAGGGCAGAACGUGCUUGUGUGCACUCCGCUGAUGGGUGUGAAUGUCCAAAAUGCAACCCCUGCGCAAAUAAAGAGUUGCCUGCUUUAUACUGAUCCUGGCCUGACUGCACUGGUUGCCAAUUAGUUUCCAGGCCCAAUUCAAAGUGAACUGACUGGACCCCGUGCUCAUAAUCUGAGGUCCUUCUUAAGGUGCCACCUGCAUGAGAGGUUUGGAGGGUGGCAACAUGAGAACGGGCCUUUUCUGCAGUGACUCACUGUUUGUGGAAUGCUCUCCCCAGGGAGAUUCGCCUGUCACCUUCGUUGCAUAUCUUCAGGCAUCAGGCAAAAGCAUGUUUGUGGGGGCGGGGAAGGUUGUUGGUUUGUUUCUAUUGUUUUUAUUUUAUUUUGUAUUUUUGAUCUUUGGAUGAAGUGCGCUAUACACAUUUAAUAAAUAAAUAAUAAUAACAAUAAUAACUUAAAAUCCAAUAUUAUGAAUAUCAGUUAGUGUCUGAGAGCGUCCCAGGUGUACUGAACUAGUUUUGUGGGUUUUGUUCCAUCUUCAGCCACAUCCUGAAAACAUUACCAAAAAUAGAAAGUAAGGCCUUUUUUUUACCUUCCAAUUACUGAUGAGCAUCCUUAAACUAGCCUUGAUGUCCUUCACAUUAAUUGUCUUUUCUGCAUUGCAGCUGGCCUGCAAUUUUUGCAAAUAGUAGUUCUUGCAAAUAGCAGUUUCUGCCAGUGUGGUGACAUCUGAAACGGGUUCUUCUUUUGCAUGAGCUGUUCUUGUCCUUUCAAAGACAGAAUUUUCUCUCUGACACCUAGAAGAACAGUAUCAACCUUACUGCAGUACAGUGGUGCCCCGCAAGACGAAUGCCUCGCAAGACGGAAAACUCGCUAGACGAAAGAGUUUUCCGUUUUGGAGGUGCCUCGCAAAACGAAUCUGCUAUGGGCUUGCUUCGCAAGACGAAAAUGUCUUGCGAGUUCCUGGGGUUUUUUUCCCCUUUUCCCCCUCUUUUUCUAAGUCGCUAAGCCGCUUAUCUGCUUAUCCGAUAAGCUGAUAAGCCGCUAAAAGCCGCUAAUAGCGCUAAUAGCGCUAAUCCGCUAAUCCCAUCAAUGGGCUUGCUUCGCAAGACGAAAAAACCGCUAGACGAAGAGACUCCCAGAACGGAUUCUUUUCGUCUUGCGAGGCACCACUGUAUCAGUCCCCAGCAGCAAAAGCAGUACCCUCGGAUUUAAACUUGUAGCCCGUUUUAAAACUGAAAAAGAAGCAGCUCACAAAAUGGGGGAGGGAUGGGGUAAUUGGGCCCCUAAAGGACCAGGUGCGCAGCUUGGAAGUCGUUUUAGACUAAGAGCUGUCCAUGGAGGUACAGGUCAAUUCUGUGUCCAGGGCAGCUGUCUACCAGCUUCACCUGGUAUGCUGGCUGAGACCCUACCUGCCUGCGCAUUGUCUUGCCAGGGUGGUACAUACUCUGGUUAUCUCCACUUGGACUACUGCAAUGCGCUCUAUGUGGGGCUACCUUUGAAGGUGACUCAGAAACUACAACUACUCCAGAAUGUGGCGAUUGGUGACUGGGAGCAGCCACCAGGACCAUAUAACACCGGUCCUAAAAUAUCUAAAUUUGCUCCCAGUACGUUUCCAAGGACAAUUCAAAGUGUUGGUGCUGACCUUUAAAGCCCUAAAUGGCUUGGGCCUUGUAUACCUGAAGGAGCAUCUCCACCCCCCAUCGUUCAGCCCAGACACUGAGAUCCUGCUCUAAGUGCCUUCUGGCAGUUCCCUCAUUGCGAGACAUGAAAUUGCAGGGAACCAGGCAGAGGGCCUUCUCAGUAGUGGCACCCACCCUGUGGAACACCGUCCUGUCGGAUGUCAAGGAAACAAACAACUGACUUUUAGAAGACAUCUGAAGGCAGCCCUACACUGUAUAGGGAAGUUUUUAAUGUUUGAUGUUUUACUGCGCUUAAUGUUUUAAUUAACCAACCCAGUCAGAUGGGUGGAAGCCAGUGCAGAUUAUGAAAAGUUUAAGAAACAGCACCUAUCGCAAAUGAAUAACCAGGCGGGUAGCAUUUUAUAUCAGUUUACAUUUUCCAUUGCUUUUCAGGGCCAUUACUGUGUAAGUCAUGUCCCAGGAGUCAAAUCUUUAUAUUAUUAAACCAUGAAUAAUCACAUCCAGGUCAAAAUGGCAGCAUAGCAAUCCCUAGAUAUCACCAAAAGUAUUUUAGAUCAUUUGUUUUGGUAUCUGCCCCCAACAGCAAAAAGCUUUAGUUCAGAUAGAGAAAGCCUUUCAUUACAAGACCUUUUAAGCAGUGCACUUCUUAAAAAAGAAAACAUAUACAAUUGAAAACACUUCACCGAACAGCAAGACAUGAAGCUCCUACCCCUGCUGUUCUGUCCAGAACUACUUGAGUCACUCACACACAUGAAUAUCAUUAUAAUUCUUGGGACACAGGCUGAUCCCCCUCAGCUAGAUAAAACAGAAACAGUAGCUAAUUGUGAGUUGCAAACUUAGCCAGAUAAACUGCAUCAGAAUAAGACAAAAGGGCAGGAAAACAUUAUCUACACAGAUUGACAGCAACCAGAUAAAAUACCUAUCAAAGGGCAAAGACAAAUAAGUUCAGAAUCGAUUUUCCUUCCAGUUGCUCAUAAUGCCAAAUAGCAGUAAAACAAAAUGAGUAGGUAACAACCUAUUCUCAUUCCUUUCCCACUCCUGCUUCUCUUGUCAGUAGGGCUGAGCCUAGAGAACUAGGCUCUUUCUGAGCCUUGCCUUCACUGCUAUGUACCUGGCUAGCUUCCCCCAAUUUGUGCUGCAGCCAAAUAGUCUCAGGGGACCUUUUUUUUUUUUUUAAAGGGUGCGUAGAUCAACUACAGCAGUUGUUCUAGUGAAUGGUGGUAUAAUGGGGGGGGGGGGUUGAUCAGAUGAGUCCCUUGGGGAUAGAAAGUGAACAGGAAUGAAAAAGGGAAUGAAAACAGGAAUGAGAAAGACAAGUCCCUCUGGAAGGCAAAGCUUUGGUUCACUGUAAACCUGCCUCGUUUUUAAUACUUGCACUCUAGCUUUUGAAACUGUAGGCUGCUUUUUCAAACCAAACUGAGGUCUGUACCUACACUUUACGCUAAUAAGCUGCAUUUAAAACCUAAGCCGAGCCUACGCUGAGCUUGAACUAAAAGCUAAGCCUGUUAUUUAUGAAUGGAUUUUCCUGCCAGCUGGGGGCGCAUUGUGGUCUUUGUUAAUGCAGAACUUUAUAUAAGCUCCGCCCUAUUUUGGAAACCAAGCUAAGCCCAGGUUUCUGGGUUGUGGUUUACUGGUAGAGGAGAGCUGCAAGAACUGUAAAUUUCUACAGAAUUAUUAUCUCCCCCAGGAUUGAUUUCAUGAGCUGUACAUUUCUACAGGAUUGUCGGGACUCAGUUCAUGCCAUGUAGUGCCCUUUGCUGAACCUUUGUUGCUUAAAUCUGUGAGGAGGAAAAACGCCUAACCCUGGUUAUGCUUCCCAUCCUGCAACAUUUUAACUGUGUGCAGUUAAGUACCGUAAUUUUAGACUCUGAACUUAAUAGUCUUAUGGAGGGCUCCAUCUUUAGAUCGUAAACAUGUAUUCCUUCACUUUCUUCAAAAGCUCAUUGACCAGAAACAAAUGUCUUUGACAGAUAGUUAAAAGAAGAGAAACAUAGUGAUUCCAUUGUUCCCUUUCGCAUUUUAAAAAGAACAAAUAUGGAUAAAAUACCUUAAAAAAGAAACUUUGUUGCUAUUGUUUUUAAAAGAAAGAACAAUCAGAAGAUUUCCCCCUAGAGGGGGACUGCGAAAUUGUAAUUAAUUCCUGGGAGCUUGCAGCUGCCACAGAUUACAACCGUGGGAAAGAAUUUGUGACCUUGCAGGAUAAUGUCUUCAGAAGCACUGUUGGGUGCUCUCUGCAAAAUAAAUGCCCUAUUGGAUCAGUUAAGCCAGAAGACGGAUUUGAUGACUAAUGCGGCCAGAACCUUUGAACAGGUAGUGGGAAAUUAUAUGGAGCCCACCCAGGAGCUAAAACAGGAGUGUGCCAUGACAGAACAGCUGAGAGAAGAGGAUGCUGCUGAAUCUUGGGCGCCAGAGACGGAGGGAGCUGCGGCCCAGCAGGAACAUAAAUUUUUGGAUUUGACAAAUGCACUUGGAAAAAACCAGACUUGGAAAGAGAAAGUUUGGUUUGGUUUGGAAAUGGGGGGUUGGACAGACCCCCCUAUACAGGGAGAUUUGGACUUUUCGAGUCUGGCAAUGGGCCGUCAGAUGUUUGGAGCUGUGGGGGCUCUCAAUUUUGGAGGGAAUCUGAAACGUGUUUUUAAAUACCACAUGGAGUCUAGUCUGGACUAUGGAAAAGGGGCUGAUUUGUUGAAAAGGGUCAAAAACAUUACCAAGCUGGAGUUCCCACGAACGAAAGGAAAAUAUGAAGAAGAGCUGCGGAAGGGACAUGGAAGAGACUUGAGGGCUUCGGAUAUAAGAUUACCAGGUUAAUGUGCUAGAUUAAUAAGAUAAAAAGGACUGACAAAACCCGGGACCAGGAGGAAGAGACGCUGGAUGAAGAUUGGAUUGUUUAUUUCUUUUUUUUUAUCAUUAGGAUUGUUCUAUAAAAUUGAUGAAUUCUAGAAAAAUGUUGAAAUGAAAUUACUUGGCUCUUGUAAAAAUGUCUAAAGAAUUUGGUAAGAAUGUUAUGGCUAGGAGAAGUUGGUAAAAAUAAGAUUUAAGUUUUAAACUUUAAGGUUUUCUAUAAGAUAAGAUGAAAAUAGUUUAAGGUAAUGUAAUGACAGAAUACUAUGAAUUAUGGAAAGGAUUUGCUGUGAUUAUUAUUAAUCAGGAUACAAGAAAAGGGAGGAGGAGGAGGUCAAAGAAAGAAGGUAUUGAAAGUGGAGAAUUUGAGAAUGAUGGUUUUAUUUUAUUUUUUAUUUUUCUGUCUUGUCUUUUUUGUGUGUGUAAUUUUAAAAAAAUUUUCCCCCCAAUAAAUAUCAUUUUUUUAAAAAAGGAAAAAAAACAAAAUGUGGUAAUCCAGCUCUCGUGUGUUAGGGGUGUGAUAGGAAUUUUAUGGUCUUAGAUAUAUGGUAAUGUUCAUAAGUGUACCAACCAAGCACGUACAUAGAUCAGCACAGGAAGACCAACCUGGAACCAUUUUGAUUCCUAAACUGAGCCAAUGUUUUCUCCACAAGGUCAAAGUGGGAAACCUCCCAUUGUCUCUUUUCUCACAAAUCCUGUCUUAAGGGCACAUUUAAGAUAUGAAUAGGGUGUGAGCCUGUGACAUGGCCCAGGAACUAAGUAUUUAUUACUACAAAAGAAUGGCCAGGCUCCCCAGGCAAUCCAAUCAAGUAACCUGCCAGACAGGAGAUAAACAGGAACAGGAGAGGGAAAAACAACAUUCAAAUUUCUGUUUAGACCGCCUUUUCUGUGAUGUAGGUAUGAUGUAUCUGGGGGGGGGCCUUAGGUUUGAAGAGGUUGAGCCCAGUCGGUGGCACUGGCUCAAAGGCGAAGCUAACAAGGUUACACUCCUUCUAUGAUGUAUGUAUGAUGUUUCUGGGGGUGGUCUUGAUCUACAGGGUGGCAAUUUUAAAAGUCUUUAUAAGGCCUUGCAUGCCAUUUUUCUGGGUUGCUCCUCUCUCCUGUGGGUGAGGGGAGCACCCUGUUGCAACAGAUCAAUAAAAAUCAAGCUUACUAGCUGUUUUGCUUCUCAAUAUUUUCUGGUUGGCCUCUGUUAUUCUCUCCUACCAAUAGGGAACCUAUGUAAGGACUCUAUAUGGGCUCUUAGAUACCCCAUAAGGGAAAAGGGCAAUUUUUGUUUAUAACAGGGGGACCUCUAGCUCAUUCUGCUGAGUGGGGUGGUGGUGGGGGCUUGGCUUCUGCCCCUGAUGGCACUGCUGCCUUUUACCCAACCAAUGAUUAAACAACCUCUGUGGGCUAGGAAAUAUUUAACCCAACUUCUCUCUUUCUUUCCCUUUGUCUUCCCUCCUUCCCAUCCCAGGAUGAAGAUGAGACGCCACAAACUCUUUUUGACUCUGUGCAUGGCUGGUCUUUGCCUCAUCUCUUUCCUUCACUUCCUGAAGGCCCUCUCCUAUGUCACAUUCCCCAGGGAGCUGGCGUCGCUUAGCCCCAACCUGGUCUCCAACUUCUUCUGGAACAAUGCACCCGUCACACCUCAGGUCAGCCCUGAGCCUGGGGGCCCGGAAUUCCUCCGUACUCCGCUGUACUCCCACUCACCUCUGCUCCAGCCCCUCUCCCCAAGCAGAGCUGGCGAAGAGCUGCAUAGAGCCGAGUUUGUGCUGCCUGAAGACACGGCGGAAUACUUUGUGCAUACCAAAGCUGGCGGUGUCUGCUUCAAACCAGGCACCAAGGUGUUGGAAAAGCCACUAGUGGGCCGGCCAGAGGAGAAAAUAGAAGGAGCUGCUUCGGGGCGGACAGGCCGGAAACCUCUGAGCACCAAUGGGACAAAGCGGCGCAAGUGGGUGGAGUGCGUAUGCCUGCCUGGCUGGCAUGGGCCUAGCUGCGGGGUGCCCACCGUGGUCCAGUACUCGAACCUCCCCACUAAAGACCGGCUGACCCCGCGGGAGGUUCCUCGGAGAGUCAUUAAUGCCAUCAACGUCAACCACGAAUUUGACCUCUUGGACGUGCGUUUCCACGAGCUGGGCGAUGUGGUAGAUGCCUUUGUGGUCUGUGAGUCCAACUUCACCGCAUAUGGUGAGCCACGCCCCCUCAAGUUCCGCGAGAUGCUUCUCAAUGGCUCCUUUGACUACAUCCGCCACAAGCUGCUCUAUGUCUUCCUGGAUCACUUCCCCCCAGGUGGGCGCCAGGAUGGUUGGAUUGCCGAUGACUACCUGCGCACUUUCCUGACUCGGGAUGGCAUCUCCCGCUUCCGCAAUCUGCGGCCCGAUGACGUUUUCAUAAUUGACGACGCCGACGAGAUCCCGGCCCGCGACGGCGUGCUCUUCCUCAAACUCUACGAUGGCUGGACGGAGCCUUUUGCUUUCCACAUGCGCAAAUCCCUCUACGGAUUCUUCUGGAAGCAGCCCGGCACCCUGGAGGUGGUUUCUGGUUGCACGGUGGGGAUGCUCCAAACUGUUUACGCCACAGAUGGGAUUCGCCUGCGCCGGAGGGAGUACUACACCAUGCCAGGCUUUCGGCAGUAUGAAAACAGCACAGGUCACAUCCUGGUGCAGUGGUCACUGGGUAGCCCGCUCCAUUUUGCUGGCUGGCACUGCUCUUGGUGCUUUACACCAGAAGGAAUCUACUUCAAACUGGUGUCAGCCCAGAAUGGGGAUUUCCCCCGCUGGGGUGACUACGAGGACAAGCGGGACCUUAACUAUAUCCGGGAGCUAAUUCGGACUGGCGGGUGGUUUGAUGGCACCACCCAAGAGUACCCUGCUGCGGACCCCAAAGAACAAAUGUAUGCCCCCAAAUAUCUGUUGAAGAACUACCAGCGAUUUAGUUACUUAUUGGAGAACCCUUACCAGAAAGCAGAGGGGGCUGGGUGAGGGGAGUGGGGCUUGCAUGGGACUUUACGGAAAAAGGGGGAAGUGGGGUACGUCUUUUGUUUUUCUUCCCCCCCUCCCCACCCACUCCUCUUGGAGAAGUGUGUGUUCUCUCCAGCCUCUGUUUGCCCCAUCCCAGAAAAUAUACUUGGGUGUGUCUGGGUGUGGGGGAGAUUCCAAACCAUGUAAACAAGGACCAGAGGAUGCAGGAACUGGCCCUGAGAACCAGCAGGAGGUACAGCUCCUUCACCUCUCUUGUGGGAUGGAAGAAAACUCUUAAGACAGGUAGCGCCUCUCUGUGUGACAUGGAGAUGAGAAGGAGCACACAGCUGGAUGUGUGAGGGUGCAGAAGCCUCGAGUCUUUGUAGUUUAGGUGGGCGUGAUGUCAAACUCCAUUGCUAAAAGCCAAUGUUCAUCUGAGUCAUUUGAAACCAAUGGGUGUCCAAUUAAGUUCUGCUCUCCUAGCAUAUUGCCACUUGUUCAGCCCAUAGAGGUUAUGGACAGAGGUCAGGGUAGAUGUGUGGACUCUUCUUGUCUUGGUCGUUUCAAGAGCAUGUGGUGGUGUUUGGCCAAAGAGCACCGUGUCCCUGGAUACAAUGCUCUUUAUUUGGAGCCAGAACAGGUGGGUGGCAGCUUCACUAGGAAAUGUGUGUAUAAGUGUGAAAGAACUUUCGUAGGUGACUCCAGGAGUCAUGUCUGUCUAGGAUAUGUAUAUUUUGCCACGUGUGUUUGUUACAUUUGAGUGUGGGUGUGCACACAAACUGGGAGCAUGGUAGCACCAAAGAACUCUGCUUUCCACCUGAUGAUGAUGAACAUUCAGGGAAAAACUCUCUGCAAAGUGGCAGGCUAUGGAGGUCGAAAAGCUGUCUGGUUUUGCUCAUUAAAUGGAUAGUUUUGGUAGCCAGUCUCUAAUGUGGAAGGAACAUGACAGUAGGGCUGUAGCCCACAGACUUGCAAGGGGAAUGCCCACUGAGGUCCUACUUUCUCUCUUCCACGACAACAAAAUGUGCUGUUUACAUUUUCAGUUAAAACAGUGUGCAUGUCAUGCUUAGAGUUGCUUUUAAGGAAAGGAGAUAUUAGGAUGCUAAAGCUACAGCGCCCAUUCUACUACUUCUGGAACAGGAGAGGUGUAAAGGUACUUGGCUCUAUGAUGCCACCAUUUUGAGGACAGUGCUAUAUUGGAAGUCUAGCACUUGCACGCCUAUAAUGUGGUUUGCAUAGGCAAGUAGAGGGGACAGGGUGUGUGGCGGAUGAGGCUGAUGUAAGAGCCAAGCGUUUAAGUAUUCCAUUUACGGUGUGCAUCCUUUCUCCUUUGGUGAAGAGGCUCCACUAUGUCUCUUUUAAGUUACUAUAUGGAGUCAGGGUGAAAUGUAUUGUAAACCCCAUGUUAUGUUUGCUGCUAAGGAAAUAUAUUAAACAGUGAGCUACUAUGCUAACUGCAAAAAAUGGGUGAUGUGUGUGCAGCAAUAGGAGGUGCACACAGGUUCCUUGCCACUGGAACAGUAUGUUACUCAGAUGUGUGGUGUGUGUUUUCUCUCUCGUUCCCUUUGUCUUUCCUGCCCUUCAAAUGCAUUAUUCCUGAUCCCUAUAAAAGACACAGAAAGUGCUGUGUCUUCUUUAUAGUUUUCCUUUGGCAUCACUCCUAAUGCUUUGUCUCCAUGAUGCGCUCAGCCAGUUCAUGCUCUACCAUUUUCAUGUGAUGAAAUCCCUUUGCAUUGACUCUUCUUUUUUGGUGCAGCUGCUGGUCUUGUGAAUGCUUGGAUAGCUCAAGAUGAUUACACCUCUUCUAGUGGCAAACUUUCUGGCCUGUGGGUUUGAGCCAAGGGGUGGUGGGAGAAGUGGCUCCCUGUACCAACCAAAGUCAUCUUGCGUUUAGCUGUGCCAUGUAAAAAUGGUUGUAUGAGUUGACCUUUAUGCCUUUAAAAUGAAGGAAAUUCCGGCCUAAAGCUGAGCUCACUUGAAGCCCCUUUUCUUUUUGUUGGAUGGGUGAAUGGAUUGGCUGGUGAUGCCAGCCUAACUCUGUGCACCACUCUAAGGCAAUGCUAAAUUUUGUACAUGGUUCCUUUCUCUGUUGAAGCAUUAGACCACCCUUAUCUAACCUGGUGCCCUUCAAGUAUUGUUGGAUUCAAACUCCCAUCAUCCCUGACCAUUGGCCAUGCUGGCUGGGGCUGAUAGGAAUUACAGUCCAAAACAUCUUGAGGCCACCGUGUUGGAGAAGGCUGCACUAAAAUGACCCAUGGAAUGGGCUGCACGCUUUUUCUCUGAGAAGAUCUUCAUUGGGUUAAAGGAGAGGGAUCCUGAACCAUACUGGGUACAGCGGGCACAGUGGGGUGUAGAGUUGAUGGAGCAGAUCUCAAGCGGCUAUUCCAAAAUGUAUGUGCAGCAAUAGCAAAGGAGCUACUGGUGACAAAUGGAGGUUUGUUAAGCACCAUUGGUUCCCAGUACUGCCAUACAAAGGCCCACUACACAGAGGGAAUAGUUUUCUUUCAGUCUUCGGAGGAAAUGGGAAUCUAGGCUUUGACCUUCAGCUCUCAUGACCCAGCCUGCCUAACACAAUCGUUGCAGUAUGUUCCUUCACUACUGAUGUGUGUUGAGAGGCAAGGGAGGGGGAGGGGGGAGAGAUGGGCUCCAGCUCUUGGGACAUGGAGAAUGUGAGCUUUGGCUAUGCUGCAGUGCUUGGUUGUGAGCCUGCAGCGUGUUGGGACAAAAUUCAGAAAAAUAGCCCUUCAAGAAAUGAGGACCAAGGGGAUGACUUCACCAUAUCUUCAGCAUUGUGCUGCUUUCCUGCAAACCGAGCUCCUUCCUCCAAUCCAGCCCGCUGUUCAUUUCAGUCCUUGCACUUGCUCUACAGGGCAUGCUUUGUGCACAUCUAGGGCUUUCACAAUUACUGCUCAUGAAUUCGUAAUACUCCCAUCACUGCUGUCUCUAGGCUCCAUCUGUCACUGAAAAGCGCAACACACACAGACAGCCAGGCUGUUCCUAGCCCCGCUAUACUUUCCGCACCUCUCCCCCUUCCUUGGGGUGGGGGGUUUGCCCCCCCCCGCCCCGUUGUGUGCAAGCAACAGAUCCCAUUGUAAUUGGAUAAGUUAGCGCUGAAUUCCUUUGGGACACUGAAAGAACUCUUUGUUCUGGUCCCCUUCUUUGACUGCACCAAAGUGAAACUUGAAACUGACCUCUUGGGUUGGGGGUAGGGGAAGAAAAGGAGAAUUUACAGUAAAAGCUUUGCUUUUUAAAAAAUAGGACUGCCUUUUGCGUACGAUGGUGUGUUUUUUUAACAUUUCCAGUUUAAGAACCCUCUAUUUAAUUAUUUAUUACGUAGUGGGAACAGAGUCCCACAUUAAGGAACUUUGCACUAAUAGAAAAGCCUUUGGACUUCUGCAUUCCGGUGGGAGGUGGCCAAUAGUGGCUAAAGGAGAAACGACGUUGGGGAAGUAUCUUGGCAAGCCAGUAAUUAGGCACCUAAUUUUAUGCCUUGACUUGCAGAGUCAAUGGGAAAUGAGUGAGUCAAAUAUUAAAUGUGUAUGCAACAGGUAGAAGAGGAGAGCUCCGAGAUGAUUGAAGAACCUGCCCUAAUGGAAGAUCCUUUAGGCACAAUUGUAGAGGAACAACUGAUGUAGAAAAAUCAGGGUGUGCUCAGCCUCCAUCUUGUAAUAAGACUGUACCCAGCUGGUACCACGUAGAGAAUCUGAGAUCCUUGCACAUCAUUACAAAGGUAAUGGGUCCGUCCCCACUUCCACUUGUCCCUUGCUUUCUAGCCAGAGGUCUGAGUGAUUUUGCCAAUUGCGGUUUGUUCCAAUUCAGCACUAAACUAUGGGUUUUCCCAUGAGAAAGCAGUGGGGCAGACAGAAGUGUGGAUGAGCCCUUGGUGUGGUUGGUGGGCAAAGCCAGCCUCAUUUUGGAGUGUGUCAGUGGCUGCAUACUAAUGAGUAGCUGAUGCUGUGCAAGUGGUUAUUUAGUGCCUGCCCCUCCAUCAGUUUAAUGUAUACACAGAAUUUGUGUUCAGCAUUGCAGCUGCAGUGACGUCGUGUCUUAACUGUAUUGAUGAGUGUUUGGAAAGAACUUUGGUUUUUAGAAUAACUCAUGCCACUUCAAAUGGGCAAAGGGUGGGCUGACUUAAAAGUAUUAGCAGAGUUCUUUCCUGCUAUGCAGAAAGGUUUGGAGCAGUCUUUGUUAUAGUGCUGCAUAAUUGCUACUUGCAAGUGUACCAAUAGUACUAUAACCAUCAUGAUGCACUAUCCUCAUGAAUGCCAGCAUAUAACUUGUAGCAGAGCUAGCUUGAGUCUCCUCUCUCCAUGAAUAGCUGGAGGAAGUUGGGGAGUAUCUCUUUCCCAUUUUCCCCACAACAGACCCACCUCACUUAUCCCUAGUAGACCUCCAGAAGUAUUGUCAUGGCCAGUGACAGCAACUAUGGCCAGUAACUGUGGAGAGAGUGCCCACUUUGUAGACAGGAUUUAGAGGAUAACUUCCCAUUUGUUCAGAGAAACUCUAUCUCCCAUAGUGCCACAUUCCACUGUCUUCAAACCUGAUUUGUACAAAAUGAGGUUGUGAAAUUGGUCUUUGACUCUACCUCUUUUUAAGUUGCAAGGUAUGUGGGGGGUUGAAUGCUUUUCCUUAUCUGAAAACAAAACUAACUUCCCUGUGUGAGAGAAAGAUGUGAGGGAGAAGAAUUAUAGCCACCAUUGACUUUUCUAUGAUUUGUUUGUUUUGUGUCUCUAGGGAUUCCUACCCACCCUCACCAACGAGAUAG
This is a messenger RNA of Podarcis lilfordi (Lilford's wall lizard), 46581 nucleotides long. The record is from the annotation of a GenBank genome assembly. NCBI's taxonomy places the organism in Eukaryota, Metazoa, Chordata, Lepidosauria, Squamata, Lacertidae.